GCUGCUCUUUCGCCUUCGAGGGGCGGUCCUGGUUCCCUCCGCCGUGGGGAUUGGCCGCAGAGUGAGCUCUGCCAACUGGAAAACGACGGCUCAGCCUGUCUGUCUUGUGGGGAGCAGCGGGAGCGGGGUGCACAUUGGGAAGGAAAGAGCCUCGGCUGGCCGAGCCACCAGCUCCUGAGACAGACAGAGAGAGAAGAAGCCAUGCUCCGGGGAGCCCUGCGGUCGCUCCCGCCAAAGCUGUGGGGCAGGGAGCCCGCCUUCUCGCUCCCUGCUCGGCCUUUUGCCUGCAGCCCGACCACUGAAAGGUGGUGAGUCCAGCUUCAGGCUCUUGCCUCCACUUCUUCUCUCGCCGCGUUAUACUCUAGUCUGGCCUCAAAUAAAGGCUGAUUCUGUGUGCAUAGGCAGCCAAGCUGCUCUGUGGUGUUGGUGGUUGUGUAAUUUGUCCCAGACCCGAGACUGGGAAGUUUUGGGGUGCUCCUGACUUAAAAAGGGAUGUUUUUCCUAUUUCGUGAAAUUGGUCUGAGGCAGAGAGACUUUGGGUUGCGUUUUACAUGCGUAAAAUUAUUAAAACAUAGCAGGGCGAGGAUGCACUUAAUUACACCUGAACAAAUUUAAUGUAGAUCCUGUGAGAAGUCAAAUUAAUAUUUAGUUACAUUUUUAUUGUAUUGUUCCUUCACAGAGUUCAGGGUAGCAUACAUUGUUCUUUCAUCUUCACAACAGCGGAGAAAAACUCACCCCUUUUUCACCUGGGAAGCUUUGUGGUUGAAUAAGGAUUGGAACCCAGGUCUUAAUGUCCUAAGUCAUUUCUAAAAGACCGCUUGCCUUUGAUCCAUUAUUGGCAUACUUAGAACUCUACAAAAUUGCCCUUUUCUCCUCCAACAGUGUCUGUGGAGGUGUUUUUGGGGUGCAUUUGUAUGCAUCCUGUUGUAGCCCAUACUCUGUAACUCCUAUGCAGGUGUGAAAUGCCUUAGCUAAAAAGGUAAAUACUUUCUCCGAAAUCCUUGCAUGUUGGUGACACUGAGAUGUCCCUCCCUCUUCCCACAACUAUAACCUUUCUGUUUAGAGAUCAACCAAAAUUAAGAAAGGUCCAUUCUGUGUCCAUUCCCACAUGGUGUAUUAUUAAUACACACUGAAAGGUAAAACACAACUGAAGACUUUUGAACAUUAAAUUGGUGUACCUCAGCUCAAUAUGGAAGUUGCCUUUAGGGUGAAUGUGCCUGUGAAUGGUUGUGAGUAGUGAACAGUGGUGGCUGCUCCUCCUCACUUGAGCUGGUAGAACAGUGGGCAGGGCAGCUAACAGCAACUGGAGCUAGGGAUAAGCAGAGCCAGAGGUCACAAGAGGCAAGCUCACUUAAUCCAGAAACACACACUGGGCACUUCUAGACUGUCGCCAUUGUAUAACCUCCCUGCCAAAAGAAUAAGAACGAAUGCUCAAUAAAUAGCUCCAUAAACAUGUACAAACAGACAGGGCCAGCCCAAUACACUUUGGAACCUGAGGUGAACCACCAAAUGGUGCCCUCCUCCCCACCAAGAAAAAUGGGGUGAUUGAAGACCUACAUCAGGAACAAAGAAGGAAUAAAGAUCUACAUCAGGAUCUGCUGCCACCUGAGGCAGUCAUCUCACCUGUCCUCAUGGGUGAGCUGGCCCUGCAAACAAAGCAGGAUGAAAGCUCAAUAAGUAGGUUAUAUGGAAGCAAAUACAGACUUGAUACAUACACAAGUGAGUGUGUGGCAGGGGAAGAAAGCAAGACUGGAGACUCGGAGAAGGACAAAUGGAGAUGUUGAAGGCAGGCAGGGUUCUGCAGGCAGGUUCUGCAUGGCACUGCAAGAAAGUGAGUCUUUCCCUCCAGCAUGGAAACCAAAAAUCUUGCUGUGGCUCAUUGCCUCUGCUUCAAACAAAAGUGGCACAACCUGCCUGCUCUUUCUGCUGCUUCCUACCCAGUGUCUGGAAUGGUAUGUUAACUAAGCUCCUCUCAGAUUUGCAGCAACGGCAGCAGCAGUGUGAUUAGCUGAAAGCAUUCUGAGUGAAUCCUCGUUUCCCAACCUGGAUAAAAUGGGAGGGGAAUAUUUUGAAGCGCUCUUAGUGGAUUGGUAGUGGGUGUCAUUCUGAAAGGAACAGUGUUAUGAAUAGAAUUAUUGAAUUGUAGAGUUGGAAGGGACCAUGAGGCUCAUCUAGUCCAACCCACUGCUAUGCAGGAAUCUUUUGCGCAACAUGGGGCUCAGACCCACAACCCUGAGAGUCUCAUGCUCUACCAGCUGUGCUAUGAUUUUGCACAAGUGCAGCAAAUGUCUCAUAAUUGGCUAGCUGUUUUCAUUCUCUAGGAAAGAAGGGAAUUUGAUUUUCAUUCUCUAGGAAAGAGGGGAAUAUGAUAAUUUAUUUAUUUAUUUUUAUAUAAUUUAUUUUUUAAACUGAGGCUUCUUUCACUCUGCUAUCUUAGGGAUGACAAUACACUUCUUGAACUAUUUAUGUAAAAUACAUAAGAAAUACAGUAUAUUAAAAAAGGCAAAGAAGCAAGAUUCCUGUUUCUAUGUUUUUCCUAGGGAAGAAAAACCUUCUACAGAAGCAAGAUGGAAAGAUGCAGCAGAAACAGUAAUUAUUGGAGGUGGUUGUGUUGGUGUGAGUCUUGCCUACCACUUGGCCAAGGCUGGCAUGAAAGAAGUACUUCUGUUGGAAAAGUCUGAACUCACUGCUGGAUCUACAUGGCAUGCAGUAAGGGAAAGUUCUAACAUAUUAAAUAUGAAACAAGCUAUCCAAUUUCUAGUUGCUUAGAUAAUAACAAUUUCAUAAAUUAUAUAAUUACUGUCAUUCUAAAUAUAGCCUUUCGCAACUCAUUAAAUUGUCUCUCAUAAACACAGUGGAAAUUUGCAUAGAGCUGAAACUCAUUAAUUACUGAUGCUUACUAUGGGAGUGUGACAGAAUAGCUCAUCCAUUGCAUGUUUGGCAAUUGAAGUUGGGCCUCGCAAAUGCUACCAUUAUAGCAUGUAACCUAAGCAAGCGGAAGCAGUUUUUUUUAAAAAAAAAACCUAACGUGUUUAGUUACAGCUCCUUGCCAAGGGUGCAAGGGAGCCUAGGUACACCUCUGUGUCUUCUGAAGCAGCAAAAUCCUUCUUGUACCACCUGCAUUUUUCAGGAAGAUUGCUCCCCACCCAUACAACUGAAGCCAAUAGAAGCCUUUUUGCAACACUGGGUUUUUUUUGCGGGGGAGGAACAGCACACAAGGAGGAGAGUUUUAGACCUUUCAUCAUCAGCUGCAACUUCCCUGCAAAAAGAUGCCCCAUGCCACAAUUAUGCAUGAAAAAGGCAAUUAUUGCCUCCAAUAGAGGGCUUUUUAAAAGACUAAUUAUGGAGGGGAGGGGGAAGCAGAGGGAGGAGAGAUCUGCAGGGUGGAUGAAGGGGCCCCAGGGGGUGUAUCUGAACCAUGGGUAGGGAUGUUCAAGAAUUCCUAAGAAAACAGAAACAGGAGUGGCAAUUGGCAGUGUUUGCUUAUUUUCACAUGCCUGGAACAGAAAUCAAUCCAGCAAAUGUGUUUAGCAUUCAGUGUUGUUGUUGUUGCUUUCAGCCUGCAAGCAAUACGUAAUUGAUUACCUUCCCCUCACAUUUUCAUUGUGUUUCCUUUGCAUUGAAAUGAAUGGGGUGGAAUAAUGUAACGACAACAUAAUUUAUAUAAUUAAUUACACGUUAGGUAAUUUCACUACAGUUGACAGCAAGACGAAUAGCAUAGUUUUUGGCAGAUGAUGACUACAAUGGGGUGCAAGCAGCACUGCCUGCUUACAAAUACAGGAAUGGAAAACAACGCCUUCUUACAUCACUACGCAUAGACCAGCAAUUCCACAUCUCUGAAAGUGACAGGACUCCAAUGUUUGACCUGAGUUAAUGUUGUAUCUUAAUUCUGCCUCUGCCUCGUUAAGAUUGUCAGGAUUGCAUUGAAAGGUGAAAAACCCUUACACUGAUUUAAUGGAGAGAGGAAGACCAUUUGGCAAGGUUCCCUGCAUAGACUAACCAUAGCAUUCACAGAAAAACAAUCUAUUUAUAUUUCUGUAGUUAUGCAAGGCAUUCUGCUCCAUGCGAGAAUUACAGAUUAGUAGCUGGAUCCAUAUUACGCAAACUGUGCAGUGACCUAGCUAGUUACCAAGAAGAAGUUGUUUUCAGUAGCUUGCAGCCUCAGGGUAAUCCUAGAUAUCAUAUCGUGUGUCAGUGGUGGUGUGGGAGUCAUAAAGCCACGGCAAAGGCUUGUAAUAUUGCAGGGUGCCCCCUGACCUCGGCUGACCAGCACUCUGAGCUUUACAAUGUAUUGGAAUGUAUUGACCUUAAAUGGAGUUGUGUUUCCUCUGGGCAGUGAUGACCUUAUAUGGUUUGUGGGUGGGUUAAAGCCAUGACCGGAUGUAGGUAAUGUGAGACAUUGGCAAACGGCCAUGCGGCUGGAGAGAGAAAAAGGAUAAUAAAAAAGCUACGGGAGGAGAGAGAAGUUUGAAAGGAGCUGCUCAUACCAUCCUGAAAAUAUUGCCGGCUCUCUGUGUCUUUAUUUUAUGCUAAACUGCGCCAUUUGUAACGGCUGGCUCCGACAUGGUGGUGGCUGUAGUAAAGCCAAAUUAGACAUUACAAACAUGUACCGUAUCUGCUGAAGUGGUAUACAUUUCUAGUCACCUUGCAUAUUCAUAUACUAUUGUAAAUUAUCAAAGUAGCACUUGAUAGGCUUUAUGAAAUAUAGUGACUCUUUCUCAAAUUUUGUGCGCAUAGUUCUGCACAGUGUGUCCUCCCAAGACCCAAGUUGCCUAAGUUCCUUGAGCAUUUGAUGCUGUUCUCAGCAUUUGAUUCUCAAGCUGUGUUGAUGUGCUUGCCAUUGAAGUUUUAGGCUGAAAUCAGAUACACACUUAGCUGGGGGUAAGUCGCAUUGAACUCAGUGAAUUCACUCAGUGUUAACCACUUAAGUGAUUAUGAUUAGAUGAGCUUCAUAAUUAAAGCUGUUGCAAACUUUGAGAAAACUCAAGUCUUUCCAAGAAUUUUCUGAGACUGCUCAGAAGAUGCUGGGCCCAGUGGAGCUCUCCAUUAGCUCUCUUUUAUCGCGAAUUCUCCAUCCCAAACUUACGCAUCAAAGUGGUGAGGGAAUUGGUCUAGGUUGGCAAAGCCUAUUGCAGAUGUUUUGAAACACUCCUGCAGUAUUGAUAUCACUGAGGAUAUUGAUCAUAGAAGUACAGGCAGCACUAACUAGUAUGAUACAGACAGCACUAGAGCAGAAUUGUAGUAAGGCAUUCCUGUAAGGUAGAGAUGACUGUGCUGGUUAUGAACUAUGUUGUGCUAGAAUGAACAUAUUUCUGUGCCAUUCGUUUCCAUCCAUAGCUUUGGCCAAAGGAUAGGAUCAGAUUUUUAGACAGACAAUAAAUUGAACUCCCAGAAUUAUGCAGCUUAGAUUUGCAGAAUGCAACAUACAGGGAUUAUUUCAUCUUUCAGUGAAGUAUGCAAAGUGUAGCCUAUAUAAGAAUACUGUUUUUAGUCUUCCUAUGCUCAUGCUUAUGCAGCUGAUGCACAAGAGAGAAGUAUAGCUCUAAGGUAUGAACAAGUAAAAGAAAUCUGAUGGAAAGAAAAACCUUAAGAGGGAAAAUCCUUACCUCUGCCUCGCCCCCCCAACCCAGCUCCAUAAUAAUUCAGUGGCAUGGAACAUUGAGGGACUAAGAGGGGGGAAACUGGGUGGAAGGAGAAUAGAGUAAAAUGGCUAGAACUGAGAACAGAGAAGCAUAGAUACAUAGAAGGAACCGUCUCAAUGUUCAGCGUUCUCAAUGUUCUCAUGGAGAAGCUCUUUUUCAUUGUUCCCAGGGGUGGAAGAGAGAGUUGCUCAUAGAUGGAGCAGCUGGAACCAUGGACAGGAGCAUUCAACACUGCAAUGUUUUGUUGAAGACACCCCCAUUUGUAUCCUUUUUUUUUUUUUGGUUCUUUUUUAAAAGGCAGGUUUGACAACGUAUUUCCACCCUGGAAUAAAUCUGAAGCAGAUCCAUCACUACAGCAUCAAGCUUUAUGAACAAUUAGAAGAUGAGACUGGACAGGUGUGUAUCUUUAAAUAUAUUUAUUACAGAUCCAAAAUCUUGUGACAUACAGCAUUUUGCACAAAGCAAGAACAUUUUGCAUGCUUGGGGUUGUUUAGCAACUUUAGAAACUCCCUAAUGAUUGCUCCCAGCGGCUUCAUGUAGAUUUUAAAUAGCACUGAAGACAACAUAGUGCCCUGUGGCACACUAUAGCUCAAAAGCCAAGGGGCUGAGGUCUAGAUAAUUCUCCAGGAAUUAUAGCAGCUGCAUCAACCACAACCCUCUCAAUACCUCCCCCCAAAGGGGGUAUUUGUGACCAGGUGGUAGUUGUUAAAUAUUGUUGAGUCUAGGGUGGGUUUUUACAGUGGUGGCUGCACUAUUCCUUUCUUCUUUCCACCUCCUCCUCAUACAGAGACCCAUUCACCACAUCCUGAACUCACCCAGUCUUAUCCCCCACCUUGCUAGCCUUAAUCAUCCAAGAAGGGCAAGGGUCCAAAUGGUAUGUCAUUGGGCGCAUACAUGCAGAGGUGUACCCAGGCUCCCUUGCACCCUUGGUCAAGAAUCUACCCUGGCUAUUCCAACAAUUUAAUCUUUGCUAGACCCAGGAAUUAGAAGUGACUCAGGGAUACAGGCUAACGUCUCCCCACCACACAAACUUACAAUUCUAUGAUAAUGGCAAUUUGUCAGUGCCCUCUUAUUCAACUUCAUGAAGAUGGAGCGGCAAAUAAUUUCCCUUGUUUUGUUUUAAUGAUUGGUUUUAUUGUUUGCUACUUUGGAAAAUACUAAUGGGCGUUUAAAAAAUAUGUUUGAACAUUAAAGUAUGACUUGUCUUAGAAUAAUAGAAUUGUAGUGUUGGAAGGCGCCCUAAGGGUCAUCUUGUCCAAACUCCUGCAAUGCAGAAAUCUCAACUAAAUCAUACAUGUCAGAUAGCCAUCCAGCCUCUUAUUAAAAACUUCUGUUUGUCCAUCACUGUCAAACAGUUCUUACUGUAAGAAAGUUCUUUCUGAUGUUCAGAAUCUCCUUUUUGUAACUUGAAGCCACUGGUUUGGGUCCUACCUUCCGGAGCAGGAGGAAACAAGCUUGCUCUAUCUUCUAUGUGACAGCACUAUAGAUACUUGAAGAUGACUGUCAUAUCUCCUCUCAUUCUCCUCUAAUGCAAACCCCAAUCCCUCAACCGUUUCUCAUAAGGCUAUGUUUCCAGACCUUUGAUCAUCCUGGUCGCCCUCCUCUUCACAUGUUCCAGUUUAUUAUUGUUUAUUAUUUUGUUAUUUAUUUCAUUUCUAUACUGCUUUAUAUUUUCAAGAAAAGUCUCAAAGCAGUUUACAGCAUAUUAAAACAUCAAUAAAACAAUCUGAAGAAAGUAAAAUAUAGAGUAUACAGUCAAAGCAACAUAAUUAGCGAAAAACUAAAAUAUUAUCUUAAAGAUUUCAAAAGACAGUGGUACCUCAGGUUAAACACUUAAUUUGUUCCGGAGGUCCGUUCUUAACCUGAAACUGUUCUUAACCUGAAGCACCACUUUAGCUAAUGGGGCCUCCUGCUGCCACUGCACUGCCGCUGCACGAUCUCUGUUCUCAUCCUGAAGCAAAGUUCUUAACCUGAAGCACUAUUUCUGGGUUAGCGGAGUCUGUAACCUGAAGCGUAUGUAACCUGAAGCGUAUGUAACCUGAGGUACCACUGUAAAACAUUACAAAGGAGGUCAACUACAGAAUACAUAUUUAACACAAACAAAGUUAACAAAAAACUUAAGCAUUAAAAAAACCCAUUGCUAAGUGAAGUCAAAUAUAAAAUGCACAUUUAAAACAGCAUAAUGAACAAGAGACUAAAAUAUCAUAAGCAUGACACAGCUGUUUAGCAGGCACAAAAAGAUGGGGCAAAAGAAUCCAGUUGUUAGGGUUUGUUGUCAGGCAUAUCCUUCUUAAAUUGUGGUGCCCAGAAUUAAACAGAAUUGAAAAGAAAACUAAAAAUUAAAGUGGUUAAUCUGUUGAUAUAUUUCAAAUAACUAUAAAGUUAAUUAUAGCAACUCAUUAUUUAUUCUGUAGCCUCUUCUGAAUAUAGACUAUGCCAUGGUUAUCAUUUAGGACUUUAUUGGACUGCUUGUAAGUAUUCUAUAUUGGGAACCUGAUAGUCUUUUUUCUGUUCCUGUUAGGCUGUUGGGUUUCAUCAGCCAGGAAGUAUUAGAAUUGCUUCAACUCCAACGAGGGUGGAUGAGUUUAAAUACCAGAUGUCUCGGGCUGGUUGGCACCCAGCAGAGCAGUAUCUUAUCAAGCCAGAGAGAGUACAAGAAUUAUUCCCUUUAAUAAACAUGGAAAAGGUAAACAAAUUCAAUUAUUUUAUUUCCAAAUGAUGUGAAAUUUAUUUUACAUGCAAAAAACAUGACUAUGAUUCAAUAUCCCUCUUCAAAGUUUGAAGAUUAUUUUGUAGUACACAACUCUAUUAAAUCUUCCUAACAUGAAACCAUUUGAAAGAAGUUGCCUCAGGCAGCAGAUUUUACAGAGGGUGCCAUUUUUAUGUAUCCAAUAUCCAGCUUAGUGUGACAUUUACAGAAUGAGCUUCAGCCUGGGUGAGAGGUCAUUUUGACAGGAGCUACAGGUGCAGAAAUGUUACUGGCAUUCUGCAGGCUGUGCUGGGUACAGAAGCAAGACUCAACUAUUAGGAUUUAUUGCAGAAGGCUCAGCAGCUAACAGUAUUGUAAUGUUCAGUGGAUAUUUGUGAUCUAUUCAAAACCAACUUUAUCAGUGUUUCAAAAAUGAAGCAGAGCAACUUGGACAUGGUAGAAGAAUCCUUUAUUAAUAUGUGUAAAUAUAUUGGUCUCUUGGUUUUACAAAUCCUUGGUAAUUCCUAAGGUUUUGAUCAGAAACAGCCACCAGAUAUUCAGAUGAGGAAACAAAGGACACUUUGAGUAGUUAUGUUGAUCGUCGUGACAGUAACAAUGUAUUGUAGGGGCCAGUGCUUUUUCUCUUAAAAAAAUGUUUAGGGGUACUCUCAUUUUCCUACUCAUUUAAAUACUGCCCCUUGAUGAGGCCAAACUUAGAUUCACAAAAUGUUUAGGGGUAUGUGUACCCUGUCCCCCCCCCCCCAGAAAAAAGCACUGGUAGGGGCCUAUGGGAAUUGUAGUUGAGUGACAUCUGGAAGGCCAAAGGUUCCACACACCUAAAUUGGUUGUAAUUCUGUUCUCCUGAACUGAGUAGUAAAACACCCAUUGGCUGCAUUUCCAUGUCAUUGAAAGCCACCUACACUGUGCCUUACCAUACAUGAGCUGAACCUGUUUCACUCUUUGCAUUCACACUGUUGAGAAACAAACAGUGAACUCUGGCAUUGCGCUUUAUCUGGACUAGGUAUAGGGGUUUGUUUCUCUCCAAGCAAAUACAAGAUUUGUUAUUGGCUUACCAAUUGUGGUUUAUUUGAAUGAAACAAAUCAUAAUCCCUGAUUUGGAAGUAAUACUAAGUAAAGGAUUAUGAUUUUUACAAUGUGUAGGAGAGAAGCAAGUAUGAUCAGUUCAUGUAAAAAAUACAAGAUUUUUGAUCUACUGUUAUGUGUGGAUACAGUCAUUGAUUUUAAUGAGUAUCUUUGAUUAACAUUGAGCUAAGGUGAAUUUCCAUGCUAUAUUUGUUCUUUUUGGUUUUUUGCUGAAACCCUUAGCUAUUUUGUUUUUUCUUACAUCCAGAUUCUGAAUUUCUCUUUCCUAGAAAUUACGGUACACACAAGUCUCCAGUUCCUUGUUCAAAGAAGUCCUAAUAUGAGAUAUCCUCCAUUUCUAACAUGUUGGUUAAGAAAACAUAACAAUACUAACACAGUUUCAUUUUGUUUGACCCACAUAGGUUUUAGCUGGUUUGUACAACCCUGGAGAUGGUCAUAUUGACCCUUACUCACUCACCAUGGCUUUGGCUGCAGGGGCCAGGAAAUAUGGUGCUCAGAUAAAUUAUCCAGUCCAAGUAACUGACCUAAAAUCUAGAGCAGAUGGAACAUGGGAAGUUGAAACUCCACAAGGAAUAAUUCGAGCAAACAGAGUUGUGAAUACAGCUGGUAAGAAAUGAAAUAUAUUUGCAUGUCUUUGGAAAAUUUAAUACCCUAACUAGGCCAGAUGAAGUAGCUCACACUAAACACAGAUUGAGCACAAAAGCUCUAAUGAAUGCCAUGCAGAACGCAAGUGAUAUAUGCUUUGCAUUAGCUAUUUGAUGACCUCCUGGAAGAUAAUUUGGCAUGAAGCAGUGAUCCCCCCCCAAAAAAAUAAUUUUAAUAGUUCCUAGAAUAGCAUGCUUCAUUGCUUAAUGAUUGGAUAAUGUACAUUCCAUGUUAUUAGCAUUCUGGUUUUUAAAAAUGCCGUUAUGUAAGUCUGUGAAUCUCCCUUCCAUGUAUAUUAGUUUAGGACCAGGAUAUGAGAACAGGGCUCCUGCCUGUAGAUUGGCCUUUGACUUUGAAAACUGAGGAAAUAGGCCACACUGUUAGGCAAUUCCAGUCCAAAAUGUCUCCAUGAAUUGUGGAAACACUUGCUUGGCAUUAUAUUAUGUUUACACAUUAGAAACACUUAGAAGAUUAAAAUGGGCUAUGUGCCCAUGUUUCCUGGAAAUAGCUUUUGCCUUUUUAUUGAGUUAAGAUAUUGUUACACACCACCCCAAUUUCCACAGCAGUGCAAGAUUCUAGGGGUGCAGGCGCUUACUCAGGGUUUGUUUCCUUUGGAAAAGAGACAUAGUGGAGACCGUGGUGUCUUUAUGAUAUAUAGUUUAUUUACACAUAUAUACAAUUUGAGCCUAGUAUGGAGGGGUAGACACAGCAUUACACUCCAAGAGGGUCUGGCUUCUCUCAUAGGCACAGUCUUUGGGUUCAAAUGGGCAUCAGAUAUCUUGUCUGUUGCCCUGCAGCUUACCCUUCUCUCCCUGUCGCGUAACUCUAAACUUUGCACUAGGCAGCUGCCUAGAUUGAUUCAGCUUACUGACUGAAAAACCAUUUCCCCCAGAGCACACCAGGGCAAACUGCAAUCCUGGAAUUCUACUACUGGCCUUUGUCCUUCUACCUAUUUCUGAGCUCAGGGAGAGGUUCUCCUUUUUCCAGCUGGCACAGAAUCUCUGCUUUAUUAAUCACCCAUCUCCCUGCCCCAUUUGUUUGCUUAAAGAGUUGGCCAUUAUCAGGCUGACCUGGACAUGGAAAGCUGAGCCCAGCACUUACUAAAUCCAGGCACCCACAAAUUCUAACACCCCAAACCAACAGCAGUACAUUCGGCUCCUAAAUGUAAUGCAGUUCCCAUCAUUUAGAAAAUGACUUAUUUUUGUGUGAGUAAAGGAGUAUUUUAUUUGGUAUUUAUAAUAAUGGGACAAUAACCUUAUGCACAGAAUGCCAGAGGUGGUUUUUUUUUAGGUCUUCCAUUCAUUCACACUAUUUGUGGAAACUUCCUCUUCCCUUUCCCCUCCACAUUACUGCUACUUACCUAGAUGAAUCAGGGGUGAGUCAGGACAUCUGCAAGGUCAGGGCUGCACAGGUACCCCAGCCAAUCCAAUCUCACAGAGCUCCAACCUUGCUGCUGCUCUGCCUCACCCCUACCUGGUAAACAGCAGUGAUGCCAGCGGCCCCAGUCUACUGUUCUGGUCAUUCCUGAUGGUAGUUUUUGCCAGUAAUUGGAAAUUGUUUGUAUUAGGUACUUUUGAAAACAAAAGUUUAAAUUCCUAUUUAUGUAUUAACCAUUUGGCUCUAAUGUAUUAAUGUUUAUAAUUGUAGCAUAAAUACCUCGAGUAAAAAGGUCUGCUCUGAACAUGGGAAGCUGGAACAUGGGAAGCUGCCUUAUAUUGAAUCACAUCAGUGAUCCUGCUAGCUCAGUAUCGUCUGUGUUGAGUAAUAGGCUGCAACAUUACAGCAGAUGGUCAUAGGCAGAGACUGUCCAGGGUUUCAAACAGGGUUUAUUUCCCUGCCCUCCCUGGGGAUGCCAGAAAUUAGACCUCAAAUCUUUUCCAAGCAAACCAUUUACCCUACCACUUUUCACAGUUCCAUAUCAUCAGUACCACCCCAUUUAUUCAGUGCUGAGGAAUAACCUACAACAGUAAAAUGAUUGGCACAGGAACCCAUUCUUGCAGGCACUGCAUGUGACUUGGACCUUUGACAUGCAUGGCACAGUUUCCUCACUGCUAUUUCAUAUAUCUUCUUACAUACUCAGUAAUUAGCAAUGUUUUACUCUUGAGAUGUGAAGUUGUGACAUCUCUUCAGGCUCUUUGAUUUCUUUUUAACUUAUUAAACCAAAGGCAUACUUGUCAAGUUACAAUGUUCAACCAAAGGGAACAUUUAGAGCUGGCAUUGAUUAAUGUCCUGGGUCAGGGUAGGUAAACAGCUAUGAUGUUCCUAAUACUCUAGCAGCCAAUCUUCUUCCUUCCUUCCAUACCCUCCUCUCCAAAAGAAAAUAAUAAUUUACUGUGAGCUUUCAUUCCUGUUAUAUUGCUAAGUUUAUAUUGCCAACUCAAAACAUAGCUGGGUUCAUUAGACAGCCGCUUACCUUUCAACCCCUUUCUUAUCCAGUUGCUCAAUUCAGACAGUACAUUUCACAUUUUCCAAAGCGUGGUCUGGAUAUUUCAUCUGAACUGAAUUAUUCUAUUGUGUUCUGUCUUGUUGCCUCAUUUGCUCACCCCUUCACUGCCUUAUUUACAUACCCUCCUCCAUUUCCUAGCUUUUAUGCUGUUAUUUGAAAUGAUGUUUGACUCAGUAACCCAUGGUUCAUGCUCAUCUCCAAACAGUUUGCAAACCCACUUUGGAAUAUGGUUUAUAAUUAUGGUUUGGGGGCAAUUUGUACAUCAUGGCAAACUAUUAGUAGAGAACAUUAGGAAAGACCAACACCCCAUAUCAGAGAAUAAGGGUACAAGCCUUUCUUAUACUCCCAGCCUCCAAAUCACUGUUUGGAAAUUAGUCCAGAUAAUGUCUGCUGUUUUGGUAUUUGGGCUUAUUUUCAGUUAAAUAAGAAAUUACACACACCAAAUCUCUUGCACAAAUCCUGCCUAGAUCCCACAGCCACUUCUUAUUGCCAACUCUCGCCUGUGGUAUUGGUGCACGGAUAGGAACAACCUCAGUGUUUUGUGAGUGUUCUAGGGAUUGUGGCUCAUUAACUACCUGAUAACUUAUUUCUUCUUUGACCUACGCAAGGUCCUUAUUUAAUGUUAAGUUAUAAAGUGGGACAGAGGGUUUUGUCUCAUUACCAGCUUCCCCUCCAUUCCUCAUCCAUGUUUCACUUUGUCCUUUUGCUCAGCAUAUACUUCAUGAAACUCUUAAUCUUAGGGUUCUGGGUUCAAGCCCCACAUUGGGCAAAAGAUUCCUGCAUUGCAGGGGUUGGACUAGAUGGCCCUCAUGGUCCCUUACAACUCUACAAUUCUAUGAUUCGUGGCCAAGACGAAAUUGGCUGUUAUCAGCAGCAGAUAUUUAUUCUGCUAUUUUAAUCACAGCAGAAAUCUGAGGCAAACCUCAGCCGCAAACAACUGUAUUCAUGGUUAUGCUUGAGAAAUAGGAGCAUUAAUAGAAAUGGGUGGAGUUGAAUGCAAAAAGCUGGACUUAAAAUUUUUUAGAGACAGCCCCCUAAGAGGUGGCCUGUGGUGUUAUCUUAUUCUCAGCACUGUCCAAUACUGUCUGUAGAAACUCUGUGUGCUAUUAGUGGUUAGCUGAAACAGUGGUAGUUUAACUAGAAAAAAGGGUUAGUGGAAUAAAGUAGGGAAAGUGAAAACUACCAAAGCUGUGGUGCCCAUAGAUGAUGCCUUGUUUGCCUCCUCCAACACAGAAAUAAAAUUUCUCUCUACAGGCAACCUCUGCCAUCCUGAAGCAACAUUCCCACCAAAUGUAGGCAUUCUGUUUAUUUUUCCCGUUUGGAAAACAUGAUGAUCUUUGGCAUAAGGAGGAGUCCUCCAAUGAGUUGUCUCUUUGUUCCACACUAGUCCACAAACAGUUCCACACUAUUGAAUCAUCUCCUUGUUUAAGUAAUAUUCUGCUUUUAUUAUUAAAACUCCUCUUCCAAGGUUCAUAAAUAGUUACAUACACAAAAACUUGACAUCGUUCCCAUAUGAGGAAGUUGCAGCUUGGUUGCAGGGAGAGACAGUAAUGAAAUUUGGUUCCCCUCCCACAAAAGCUUCCUAGCAUUAAGCUCAAGUUGACUGCAGAAGGGCAGGGUUUAGAAAUAUGAGAUAACUGGGAUGAGCAGGAGAGCAAUUUCUGUAUUAUAAGCAGCAGAUAAAAUCAAGGAGGGGAGAGAAGAGAAGGAAUUACACAAGAGAGAGAGAGGUAAUGAAGAGGAACCAUAGUAGCAAAAAUUUCAGAGGUCAAGGAAGAUGCUAGGAAUGGUUAACUGGUUUGCAGGACACAGACAGAGAGAAACUAUCUUCAACCUUUCCCUAUGCUGAGUAGGGAGUCCUAGGUUUAACAGCUGAGAUCAGCAGUGGUUCAAAGCCUUAACUUCUGAUGUAAGAGGGGAUUGAGAAUACACUCAUCAGCAAGAUUGUUCCUUUAGAUUCUAAGUAUUCUGUUCUAAUACUUUCUGUUCUUUGUGUUUUCUAGGUUUCUGGGCUCGUGAAAUAGGGAAAAUGAUUGGAUUGCCCCAUCCACUCAUACCAGUUCAUCACCAGUACAUUGUUACUGCAACUAUUCCUGAAGUGAAAGCCCUUAAAAAGGAAUUUCCUGUGAUUCGUGACCUAGAAGGUUCAUAUUAUCUAAGACAAGAAAGGGAUGGGAUUUUAUUUGGCCCAUAUGAAAGUCCAGAAAAAAUGAAACUACAGGAAUCCUGGGUAAAAAAUGGAGUCCCGCCAGGUAAUUUUGCUUGAAAAAUAACCUCAGGCUUUAGCUGCAGUUAUAUUAUUGUCAUAAUCCUAGAGUAGAGGCAGAGUUCUCUGGCAAAUGCAGGCUCAGAGAGGAGAUGGCUCCUUUCCUUGGUUUGAUGCAUGUGUGUUCAUGGGCAGCAGACACCCCCCCAUGGUACACCCCCCAGGAGCCGCCUCUGCCACCAGAUUCUGGUGGCUUGUCCAUAGACUCCUUGGGGAUCAAGAGAGCUGGAAACCAUAUUCCCCAAUGGCUGCAGCAGAAGGCACCUUUAACAAGUUAGGAGGCAUCACUUAGUGGGUAAAGCCUCUAGUCAAUAACUACCUAAAGGUAAAGGGGACCCCUGACCAUUAGGUCCAGUCGUGGCCGACUCUGGUGUUCCGGCGCUCAUCUCACUUUAUUGGCUGAGGGAGCUGGCGUACAGCUUCCAGGUCAUAUGGCCAGCAUGACUAAGCCGCUUCUGGCGAAUGAGAGCAGUGCAUGGAAACACCUUUUACCUUCCUGCCAGAGUGGUACCUAUUUAUCUACUUGCACUUUGACAUGCUUUCGAACUGCUAGGUUGGCAGGAGCAGGGACCGAUCAAUGGGAGCUCACCCCGUUGUGGGGAUUCGAACUGCUGACCUACUGAUUGGCAAGUCCUAGGCUCUGUGGUUUAACCCACAGCGCCACCCGCGUCCCCAGUAACUACCAACUCUGCUAUAAAACCUAGUCAGUUGCUCUAGGUCCUGGAUGAGACAACUGGGAUAUUUGGAUUCAGCAAUGGGAACACUGUCCAUGGGCCUGAACCCACACCUUUGAGUCUUUCUAAGCUACUUUUGCUGCUCAAAACUUCCAACCUCCCAUUGCUUGGGCCAUCACACCUCCUUGGUGGUGGGGAUCUUCAUGAAUCACAAUCAUGGGAUAAUAGCCCAGUUCUGCUAAUUAGUGCUAUCCUUUGUGUAGAUCACAGUGGUACUAUUUUUGUCAUUGCACUGAUGGUUGCAGCCAGAUACAGUUACUGAUACAGGGACAAAACUUUAUACCAGUUCUGUGAAUGAAACUUUAGUGGCACUGGUGAAGUGUGGAAGGCCAUGGCUGCAAAUUGCAUGUCUGCAUCUGGGUCUUUUGUUGCAAAUAGCAUGGAGAUCAUGAACAUACCUGUGUGUCCCCCAGAUGAAGAAAGUAGCAUUUGGUGGACUGGGGAGGGGGGGAUAGAUGUCUGAUGAACUCCAUGUAGGCAUGUCUUUGCAUCAGUAAAAUAGAUAAAAAGAAUUGUAUUAAAUAAAUGCCAAAUAUUUCUUGCAUUGUUUUAUGCGAUGGGAGGUAGAAAUUAGUUUAUUUUCAGAUGCAAGAUACAGCUAGGUGUAUUGUUAUUUUUGCAAGAUACAGGUGGCGCUGUGGGUUAAACCACAGAGCCUACGACUUGCUGAUCAGAAGGUUGGCGGUUUGAAUCCCUGUGAUGGGGUGAGCUUGGUCCCUGCUCCUGCCAACCUAGCAGUUCGAAAGCACAUCAAAGUGCAAGUAGAUAAAUAGGUACCACUUCAGCGGGAAGGUAAACGGCGUUUACAUGCGCUGCUCUGGUUCGCCAGAAGUGGCUUAGUCAUGCUGGCCACAUGACCCGGAAGCUGUAUGCCGGCUCCCUCGGCCAGUAAAGUGAGAUGAGCGCCGCAACCCCAGAGUCGGCCACGACUGGACCUAAUGGUCAGGGGUCCCUUUACCUUUACUUUACAGCUACAAAGUUUAGGUUUCACUAAUGCAAAUUAUCAAGCUCACCACUUGUUAGAAUUAAUUGAAUUUAUGUUGGCAAAGACGUUCGGUGACUGGAAUCUGUGAGUGACUAUUAUAUAUAUGUAUGUUACACAUGCAUAUUCAUAAAGACAAAGAGCCUUUCUGGCAUCAUUAACUUGUUCUCAGAUUUCCUAUAUACGGUAAGCCUGUCUUUCACUUUGUGCUCUUCAAGGGGGCAGAUGGGGAUUCUCAGCAUACAACUCCUAUCCUGCAACAUUUGUGUGUAUCCUGAAAAAAUAAGCACUUUGUUUUGAUAUCAGCGCAGUGUGUAACUAAAGAGCUUUUGGAAUUUGAAAAUAACAAAUGCUUGACUCAAAACCUUUUUUUCUAGGAUUUGGGAAGGAGCUUUUUGAGUCUGAUUUGGACCGAAUAAUGGAUCAUGUUGAGGCUGCUAUGGAAAUGGUCCCAAUCCUAAAGCAAGCAGACAUUAUCAAUGUAGUUGCAGGCCCUAUAACAUAUUCUCCAGAUAUCUUGCCUAUGGUGGGGCCACAUCAGGGUGUUCGAAAUUAUUGGGUGGCUAUUGGUUUUGGGUGAGUAAAUUUAUCUAUGGUUAGGAGAAACCUUGUAAAUGUUAAAUUUAUACUUAUACGUCUGUCUUCACUGGGUCCCAGAUGGUAUCUACAUGAGUUUUUAAAGAACUGUCUGAUCUUGCUUAACAUAUUUCAUCAUGACGUAAAAGCCAAGGUUAUCAUGCUGUUACAGGGAAAACAGAGCAACAACACAAAUUUAAUUCCAGCCAAAUGUAGCUGGAACUCAAAUGUUUGUUCUGUUGCUGUAAUCACUUACCGUAUUUUUUGCACCAUAACACUCACUUUUUUCCUCCUAGAAAGUAAGGGGAAAUGUCUGUGCGUGUUAUGGAGGGAAUGCCUCUGGGUGGCAUGCCUACGGAUUUUCCUCUUCUAAAAACUACAUGCGUGUUAUGGUCGGGUGCGUGUUAUAGAGCAAAAAAUACGGUAAUCUUUAGUUCAAAGCCUAACUGGGCUUUGCCCGGCUUUCAUGCACCUUACAUAUUUAUUUUUUGUACUUAUACGUAGUCAGCCCUGUCACUGAAUUGGCCCAGGGCCGGUUACAAAAGAUCUCAGGUAUAAUUUAGCUUGAAAUCAUAAAAUAACACAAAGCAAACAAAUGAUAUAAUUAACAAAUGAGCACACUGUCCCAUCUUAAAUUCCAGGCUGCAUAAGUGUUCCAGAUUUUUAACAAGUCUAACUUUCCAGUAAUGAGAAAGCACCCCCCCCCCCCAAAAAAAGGUCAUAGAGAAGAUAAUAAGAAGUGAGUUUAUAGUCCUCAAAGGUUGUACUGAAAUGUUAUGUGAAAUAAGCUCGUGGGGGAAAUGUCUAUCUCUUCUUCUUUCCCCAGAUACGGCAUCAUCCAUGCUGGUGGCAUAGGAAAGUAUCUCAGUGACUGGAUACUCAAUGGGGAGCCUCCUUUUGAUCUAAUAGAAUUAGAUCCAAAUAGGUAUGGGAAGUGGACCACUCCAGAAUUCACGGCAGCAAAAGCAAGAGAAUCUUACGGAUUUAACAAUAUUGGUAAGAUGUAAUUUCCCCCAUAGAAAAAUAAAUAAAUUAGCAAUUGAGUAGAGAAUUCUUGUGCUGGUUUUCUUCACCUUCCCCCCACCCCCAGACUAAUGGAGAGCAGGGCUUUGCCUUGUACAGUGGUACCUUGGUUUAUGAACUUAAUCUGUUCCGGAAGUUCGUUCUUAAACCAAAGCGUUCUUAAACCAAGGCGUGCUUUCCCAUAGCAGUGGGGGACUCAACAGGAAGCGGAACAUGUUCUGCUUCCAAGGCAAAGUUCACAAACCAAAACACCUACUUAUGGGUUUGCAGCAUUUUUAAUCCAAGUUGUUCAUAAACUAAGCUGUUCUCAAACCAAGGUACCACUGUAGUUUGCUGGGACAUUGUCAGGCAUGCAGAGUCCUCCUUUCCCUUCGGUAACUUCACAGACAAGAAUGAAUGAGCAGUUUAUAUUUUAUAGUCAUUUUUAUGCAGUCAUCUGGUUGCAAGCAAAAAUCCACAUCUGUCAGGAGUGUGUACAGGAGCCAGGCCCUGUGACCGGUAGGGCUUUGCAGGACUGGGGCUUUUCUAAGUUUGUUCUGCAGAGGCAAGGCGCUGCCGCACAGGUGAGGCCGAUUGGUAACUCACAGCACCUGGUGGCAAGAGCUGGGAAGGGAUAUAAGGUCAGCAUUUCCCUUUGGCUCUUUGCCACAGCAACACGCUUCCUGCCUUGCUGUGUGUGGCUUCUUGACUCCUUGCUUUCUGAACCUUGGACCCUUGACUCCCGGCUCUCUGACCCUCAGACCCCUGGCUUCCAGACUCCCGUUCCCGCCCCACCGUCUUGCCCCCGGUCCCGACGUCCUCUGCCAGGACCUCGACCACCUGUAAACCGGACCGUGACAACAUCUCUCCACAAGGAGAGCAGUUGGCUACUCUCAAUCUUCCCCUUUCUGUCCCCAGCAACAUCCUGGGAGCCAACAGAAAGUUCCUCCUCCUCUCUGCAUUCUUUGUUCUCUAAUACGGACGGACCUCCUAGUUGUUUUGGGAGGGAGGGUCCCCCACACUCUCUAAUGACGUCUCUGCUGGCUGUUCCCUCCCUUCUGUUUCUCUUUCCAUUAUCUUGUAACUAGGCAACUCCUGUUGAAACUGCUCAGUGUCUGUGUCUCUCUCUGCUCCUGAAACCACCGGAAAUGGGUGUGGGGGGUUGAAUCCCCCCAUCUCUGCCUGAGAAUGCAUUCCUCACUCCUCUGAUUCAGACCAUUCUCUGACAUCCAGCUUACACUGUACUGCUUACCUUGCUUAUUUUAUUUCCAUCAUUAUGAUAUUUUGCAGCCUGCAAAGUUCUUCAAAAGCAUUAUCUGUAGCUACAUGAAAAAUACUCUGUGUACAUGUGCAAUAAGUGAUUCAUUGUCAUAUCUUUUACCAUGUUGAUUUUGUUUUUGCUUUUGUUUUGCAGUUGGCUAUCCUAAAGAAGAAAGAUUUGCCGGGAGACCCACAGCGAGAGUCAGUGGGCUUUAUGAAGUCCUUAAGUCGGAAUGCUCAAUGGGAUUCCAUGCAGGAUGGGAGCAGCCUCAUUGGUUCUACAAACCUGGGGAUGAGAUUGGAUACAAGUAAAUGAAAAAUAUUUAUUGAUUGUUCUUUUGUGCCAAAUUAAUAGCAUUAGCAAUAUUAUGUUCAGGGUUGUCAAAAUAAAGGAUUGCGAACCGUAGUCUGAAACAUAGCAUCACUGUUCAGUUGGUCAAAUGCGCAUUAAGAGGAAGUGGUAUCAUUCAUUCAUUUAAUAAAAUUUAUGCACUACAUUAUUGGAGAAAAACUUCGAAGCAGUUUAAUUGGUAGCAGUUAUAAUAAAGAGGGAUAUUUUCAUGUUUUUACAACACCAAGUGCAAGGCCAAUGGUUAGGGAUGACGUGAAAACCCCUCCUGGUGGUGCAGCAAUAAAACUGCUAGUGCAUUUGCAAAGCUAAGCAGGGUCCAGUAUGGUUUCAAAUUGGAUGGGGGUUGGACUAGAUGACCCUCGGGUUCCCUGUCAACUGUACACUUCUGUGAUUCUGCACUCUCAUACAUAGGUUAUGAGAGCAGUAUGCAUAUUCACUGAGGCCAUCUAGAGAAGGACAGCACCUGGAAGAGUAUGAAGAAGAGCAGAAGCCACUGUUCCACUGCUGCUGCUGCUUUGCACAGCAGCUUUGGUGACCCCGCCAUGUAAAACAGCAGCGGGGCAGGAGGUUGCUUUCCUCCUCAAUGCCAUCUCUUUUCAGGUGCUGCCCAAGGCAGCUGCCUCAUCCCACCUCAUUCAUGGGCUGGUCCUGCAGAUGGUUCAUAUGUUGGUUUAGAUGUGCGGUUGGUGGCUUACAGAAAGCAUAAUCCCCAUUACGUUUCCAUUGUUAAAUUUGUAUGAGUAUAGGCAUAUUGCAGAUAUAUAAGCAUCCAUGUAUAUGUAAUGGGUGUGGUUUGCUGCCGUGAUCCCACUCAAUGGCUCUUAUUAGAUUUCACCUUUAAUCUUCAAAACAUACUAUAAGAACUUGUGAUAAUCUCCAGCUGAUAAUGAAAUGCAAAACAACAAAUGGCAACAUUAAAGAUUAAUUCACUGGCGCUAUUGGGGUGGGGGUUUUUUUUGGGGGGGGGUAACUUCAAAUGAAAAAGUUAUCAAUCUAAAAUAGUUCUUCCCUCCACAUAUGCUUAACCCUUUUGUAUAAGAAACAGAAACAGCAGAAAGUCUCCUACAGUUUUACUGGGGAGGUAUGUUGGGACUCCAAGUACCGUAUUUUUUGCUCUAUAAGACUCACUUUUUCCCUCCUAAAAAGUAAGGGGAAAUGUGUGUGCGUCUUAUGGAGCGAAUGCAGGCUGCGCAGCUAUCCCAGAAGCCAGAACAGCAAGAGGGAUUGCUGCUUUCACUGCGCAGCGAUCCCUCUUGCUGUUCUGGCUUCUGAGAUUCAGAAUUUUUUUUUCUUGUUUUCCUCCUCCAAAAACUAGGUGCGUCUUGUGGUCUGGUGCGUCUUAUAGAGCGAAAAAUACGGUAACUUUAAGAGUCUAUCCAUGUAAUGAUGACCGAAGUUUCUAUGUCAUGCUUACUCUUGUACUGUGUUGCAUUUAUAUUCUGCACUUCUAUACAGUAAUAGCACCUGCAUCUGUGGAGUUCCUAGUUUUUGUCUAUAGAAUGCAAUAAUUAAUAAUUUUUAAUGUAAAACAUCCACUCAAUGGAGUUGAGCAGCAUUUGUAAUUAAAUUAAACAUUAACCGAAAGUUACAGUUAGGGAAACUAUUGAUAAACUUGCCAAAAUAAGGUAUGCCUAUGAUUUUUCAGUUUCAUUCCCCUUCCCUACUUGUCCAAAGGGGCUGGUAGAUGAAAAGAAAGGGAGAGGGCUACUUACAGUUAAGUUGAAAAUUACUAGGCACUUUUUUUAUUAAAAAAAAUGCACUUAUUAUUUUUCUAGGCCAAGUUUUCGACGUACAAACUGGUUUGAACCUGUGGGCCGUGAAUAUAAGCAGGUGAUGGAAAAAGUGGGUGUGAUUGAUCUCACUCCAUUUGGCAAGAUUAGCAUCAAAGGCAGUGAUUCUGCUAAAUUUUUGGACCGUCUGAUUGCAAAUGUGAUCCCAAAGGUAAAUGGAAACGUAACAGCAAUAUAGGUCUUAGAUUAGUUUUAAUAUAUGCUGAAAAUAAGUUUAUAGUCCUACUCAUAUGAAGUCCCAAUUGUACUGAGCCUAAGAGUGGUAAGGAAGUAGGAUUACAUCUACCUCCACCUUCCUGUGUGCACUUGGCCUGACCUGGAUCAACCUCAUACCCAUGCUAUAGAUAUAAUGUUGGACUGGAGUCUAUACAUUUCACAUAUGUCCACCUUGUGGAAUCUGCAUGCCUUGAAAUUAAGUUGCGCAAAGAUUGCAGGAAUUGGAGCUAAACAAAUUAGAUGCUAUGCACCUAAGCCUCAUUUAAACAUUACCCCAAAUUGACUUCCGGGGUGGCGCCAUCAGCAAUGGCGGACUCCCUCUGAUCUGGAGGGACUAGCUCCACGCGAAAUGGGUCUUUUCCGCUACGGCGAAGCGGGGACCCUUUCAAAAAUCACAGGCAGAUGAAGCCUGUGACCAUGGGACUCGGCGGGCACCUUUAGCGCCCCCCCAACCCGCAAAAGAACCCACUAACGGGCUCCGGAGCGAAGAGGGGGAAGUGGCGCAGUGCUGAGAGUCAACUGCUUCUUCCGUGGAGCGAAGCCGCACAGCUGUUGCCGGAGAGCGCUGCCUUUUUCCUGGGACAAUUUGGCUUCUAAAAUAAUCACCCGUGAGUACUUAAAUUUCGGACAAUUGGACUUUAAAUAAGGACUUGCGAGCAGAAAGGAAAAUUGGACUUAAAAGUUUACCUCAAUUUGGCACUGAAACGGGAAGGUCUAAACAGGAAGUCAGCCUUCCGUUUCUUUGUAGAUAGAUUAAAGCAAAGACAUGGCCCUAGAGCUCAGAAAAUCGCUUGUAAAAGAUUAACUUUCAUCAUUUAAAAUUGUUGAACCCCCCUUCGGAAGCAGGAGAAGAGGGGGGAUUUUUUCGGACUGUUUAAACCUGCAGAAGUGAGUGUAAAGUAAAGUAACUUUCCACCGUCCUGAUCCUGGAUCAGGACUGACGUUUUUUGAAGCUCAUUGACCCGAGCCAAACAUUUUUGACAGAUAGCUAUAAGAAGAGAACAUUGAUUCCAUUGUUCCCUUCACAUUUUAAAGGAACAAAUAUUGACAAAAUAUCUGAAAAAGGAAACUUUGUUGUUAGACUUGUCUUUAAAAGAAAGAACAAAUAGAAGUUUUCCCCUAGAGGGAGACUGUGAAACUGUAACCAACUCCGGGGAGCUUGCAGCUGUUACAGAUUACAAUCGUGGGAAUAGACUUCUGACCUUGCAGGACAAUGUAUUCAGAAGCUCUGUUGCGUGCUUUCUGUAAAACAAAUGCCCUACUGGAACAGCUACAUGAGAAGACGGACUUGAUGACUGAUGCGAUCAGAAAUUUUGAACAGGCAGUGGGAAAUUAUACGGAGCCCACCCAGGAAUUAAAUCAGGAGUGUGCCCUGACAGAACAGAGGAGGGAAGAGGAUGUUGCUGAAUCUUGGGCGCCAGAGAUGAAGGGAGCUGUGGCCCAGCAGGAACAUGAGCUUUUGGACUUGACAAAUGAACUUGGAAAAAGCCAGAUUUGGAAAGAUAAAGUUUGGUUUGGUUUGGAAAUGGGGGGUUGGAUAGACCCCCCUAUGCAGGGAUGUUUGGACCUUUCAAGUCUGGCAAUGGGCCGUGAGAUGUUUGGGGUUGUGGGGGCUCUUAAUUUUGGAGGGAUUUUGAAACAUGUUCUUAAAUACCACAUGGAGUUUAGUGUGGACUAUGGAAAAGGGGCUGAUUUGUCGAGAAGGGUCAAAAACAUUGUUAAGCUGGAGUUCCCAUGAGUGAAAGGAGCAGGAGACAAAGGAAAAUACAGUUAUAAAUAUGAAGAAGAGCUGCGGAAGGGACAUGGAAGAGACUUAAGGGCCUCGGAUACAAGGUUACCAGGUUAAUGCGCUAGAUCGAUGGGAUAAUAAGGACUGACAAAACCCGGGACCAGGAGGAAGGGACGCUGGAUGAAGACUGGAUUGUUUUUAUUUCUUUUUUUUUACUACUAGGAUUGUUUUAUAAAAUUGAUGAAUGUUAGAAAAAUGUUGGAACGAAAUUACUUGGCUUUAGCAAAAAUGUUUAAAGAAUUAUGUAAGAAUAUCAUGGUUAUGAGAAGUUGGCAAAAAUAAUAUUUAAGUUUUAAGUUUUAAGGUUCUUUAUAGUAAGAUAAGAUUAAAAUAGAUUAAGGUAAUGUAAUGACAGAAUAUUAUGAAAUAUGGAAAGGAUUUGCUGCGACAAUUAACAACUAGGAUACAAAAAAAGGGAGGAGGAGGAGGUCAAAGAAAGAAGGUAAUGACAGUUGAGGAUAUGAGAAUGAUGAAUUUGUUUUUGAGUGUUUGUGGUGUAUUUUUGUUUUUUGAAUUUGUAUUGUUUGAUGUGGAUUGUUUUUGCUUUGUUUUUUCUUUAUUUUUUCUGUUUUGUUCUUUUUUGUAAUUCUAAAAAUUUUCAAUAAAUAUCAUUUAAAAAAAAAAAUAAACAUUACCCCAAAUUUGUGGAUGUGAAUCGGUUCCAAAUCAGGUGGACAGAUGUAGGAAUUCUGUAAGCCAAAUUUUCUCCCCAUCCUUAUGUUAACAUGUGAACCUAUUUAAUAUGUACUUUCCAAAGCAAUGCAUAAACUGAAAAUUAGCUAUCCCUACAUAGUUCUCCAUACUUUGCAGUACAGUUCUCCAGCCAAGCCAUGUAUACAAAAACAUAUAUACUGGAGUAAGUGAGCAUACAAAUACAUACACUGUAUUAGUGAAAAUAAUAUAUAUAAUGCAUUAUAUUAGGGGAAAUUGCUUACAAAAAUGUGUAUAUUAGGAGAAAUUUGCACUAAAAUUCUGCUGAAUUUUCAAAUUGCAAACUGACGUGGAAAUGUGACGAACUGAAAAACAGAAAACCGAGAAACUGAGAGAAACAAAAACUGACAUUCACCCAUCCUUGUGUGCAGGAAAACCAGAACUGAGGCCUUCAGGAAUCCCAUAGAAAUCAGUGGUGCUUAAGCAUGCCUAAGUCUGUGUUGGAUUGCAGCCUGUGUAUUCUAGGAAGAGCUCAAUUUCCUUAUACUGUAUAAUGUGUGCUGUACUGUAUUAUAAUUUCUUCUUCUUUUUACUAUUCAGAUAGGUUUCACAAAUAUAAGUCAUAUGUUAACCCCAAGAGGCAGAGUCUAUGCGGAGCUCACAGUCUCUCAUCUAAAGCCAGGGGAAUUUUUGUUAAUUACUGGUUCUGGGUCAGAGCUUCAUGACUUGAGGUCAGUGUACAUUGUAACUACUGAAGUUUAAAAAGCCAUUUGUGAUUAUGGAAAUGGGGAAGGAGCUGCAGUUCAGGAAAGUUGCAAGAGCCAGAGAACAUAGGAACAGAUUAAGUUGCCUUGGACUGAACCAGACUAUUGGUCCAUCUAGCUCCCUAAUGUCUACACUGAGUGGCAUUGUUUCAAGCAGGGAGUCUUUUCCAUCCCUACCUUGACAUGCCAGAGAUUGAGCCUGGGACAGAUGCUUCACCCUUGAGCUCUGGCCUUUAUGCGUCCUGGGAUCUUCUGAAUCAGAGAUAACAUUGUAAAUAGCUCAGAGUACAUCGUAAAAAUACUGAGAUUAUGAAUCUUCUCUUCAGAAGAGAGAAGAAGGUAUAAAUCAAAAGUAUUGUUCACCUCUCGCUGAGAGUGCUUAGCCUAUUUAUCCUGGUAAAACAAAGGCUUCAACAGGCUAUGAUUGCACACUGCAAAUAGUGUAGAGGACAUAUACUAGCAAGGCGGGUAUUUAUUUGGGUAGAAAUGACUAAUGGUCCCAACUAAUUUCUGUUGGCUGCUCCUUGAUAAAAAACUAAAUGGAGCUCAAAAAGAGGUUUAUAAAUAUUUGUAGUGAUGAAUGUUGUGAUAGCCUCAGAAAAGCUGUGGGAAUUGGUUGUAUUGGUGGAUGAUAUUAUUAUUCAGUUGGGUAUCUCAUGCAUUAAAAAAAUAUAUAUCUGGAAUCUGAAUAUGGGACAGUAGGGAGUGGGGUGAGCUUGUCUCAGAGGUACAAGAGAUGCUCUUCAAGACUUGGGUUUACCUGAUAGUUAUAGUUGUCAACCUAGUUAUUUUAUGCAUUUUAAUGUUUGGAUUAAUAAAAUGUUGCCUUUUAUUUUCAGAUGGAUUGAAGAGGAGGCAUCUACAGGACAGUUUAACGUUGAGAUCAGAAAUGUCACAGAAGAAAUUGGAGUAUUGGGUGUAGCUGGUCCAUAUGCACGAAAAGUCCUCCAGAAGUUGACAACAGAGGAUCUCAGUGAUGCAGCAUUUAGUUUUCUACAAUCCAGACAUUUAAACAUUGCGGAUAUUCCUGUUACUGCAAUUAGAAUAUCCUAUACAGGUAAGGCAGGAGGGGGAGGGAUUUUUGUUCUUAUAAGCAAAACAUUUGGUUUCUAUACAAGGCAGCAGUGCUUGCAAGUAAUACCACUUUUACUUGCAGAGAUGGGUCAUUUAAUGUCUUUAAAUAAGCAUGGUCAUAAUUUAAUUUUAGACUUGAUUAAGAUGUCUACCUUUGGUUUGUAAUAGGUGAACUGGGUUGGGAGUUGUACCACAGGCGAGAAGACUCUGCACCUUUAUACUCUGCUAUCAUGGAAGCAGGCCGUGAAGAAGGAAUUGACAACUUUGGAACAUAUGUGAUGAAUACGUUAAGGCUAGAAAAGGCUUUUCGCGCAUGGGGAGCAGAGGUUUGAAUAUAAUUCUUUCUUUUUUGUUCUUUCUUUGGUGUUAUUUGUGUAUUGGUCACAGGUAAUCAUAUUUAACUAUUCUGCUUCUUCAAGGCCUGAUAAGAGUAAAAUAAGAAACAGCUACUAUUAUGAUUUACACCUUCUAUUUUUCAUGAGGGCAAACUGUUAGUAUUCUCAAUUACAUUUGUGGCACCAAAGCCUCCUUUUUCAUUCACUGAUGUCCCCCCCCCAUAUUAAAAAGUCUGUUCAAUUAAGAGAUCACAGUAGUAUGUUUGGGUGGAAUUCUUAUUUAGAGCAUACUCUGAUAAUUAAACUCUGUGCCGUUUCAGUCUAAAGUGUUUUCAGCUCCUAAGGGGCUUUGAAAUUGUGCCCAGAUCCUUACACCCAUUUUAGCAGGUUACUCAGAAAAGAGCUAAGGGUUUGUCUUCAGAGAAAACAGCAUGCACUGUGGAGUCAAUGAGACCUACAUUUAGGUAGCUGUAUCCGGGAUGCAAACCUCUAUUCUGAAGCAUUUCUAAUUCAUUCCUCUGCUGUAUGAGGAAUUUAUAAAAACCUUCUCAUUUAUCUCAAGGCAUUUCUGUUCCAGCAGUCAAAAUGUGCACUGACUGCAAUUUCACCUUUGUACGACACACUUUAGAUAUAUAUCCUAUCAUCACAGAGAAUAUGAGGAAUAGCUAUCCUGUUUGCCCCAAUCCUUCUCAUAAAAUGUUGGAUAUUAUGAAGUCCCUUCCAUUUUAGAGGAGGCUGAGCUCACACCUUCCAUAGAUUUAAACAAAAUAAAACUCAACAAGUGUUUUUAAAAUGUUAUUGAUAAAGUUGGAGAUAAUAUACCCUUGCUGCUACUUCCCCCUUAAUACAUGAACACUUGUAUGGUGGAUGUGCGUAGCAGAGGAUGAACAGGAAAAGCAAAGAAAGAACCAUGUGACAUGCUCCUGUUCAGUAUUUUGCUUGCUUCUCUUCUAGUUCCUCCAUUCAGUUCCCAUUCCUACCUAGUCAGGAUUCCACAUCAAUUGAGGCUGCUCAUGCUACAUUGGACUGCUUCUUGCUUGCUUGCUUAUUUAUUUAUUUAUUUAUUUAUUUAUUUAUUUUUCCGCUUGCACUUCAGGGUAUUUUCCUAAAGAUGUUUUGCAUUUUCUGAAUUGGGAUAAGCCAGCUUCUUAUUUCCCUAACAUUUCUCGGCAAAAAGAUGCUGAUAUUAAUAUGACACCAGCUCUUUCAAAAUGCUGUGACCGUAAUUCAGUAGGUAGUGAUGCAUGCGUAUAUAAUUCUCUCCUUCUUUGGAGGUUUUUAUGCAGAGGUUGGAUGACCAUCUGUCUUGGAUGCUUUAGUUGAGAUUCCUGCAUUGCAGGGGGUUGGACUAGAUGACUCUUGCUGUCCCUUUCCGGGUCUGCAAUUGUAUGAUUCCACAUGCACAAAAACUGCUGUGGAUAUGGAAUUCUCUGGUUUCACCUGGAGAGCAGAGAUAGUCAACAUAGCGCACUCCAGAUGUUGAGAUUACAACUCUCACCAGCAUGGCCUAUGGUCAGGGGUGAUUGAAGUUGUAAUAUAACCACAUCUGGAGGACACCACAUUGACUACACCUGGUCUAGAGAGCAUCCCAAUGCAAUUGUUACUUCAACAAUCCCACAGAAUUCCACCCUACUGUCUUACCUGUUGAAAAUGAGAAGAACAACUGAGGCAUCAGAUAGCUGUUCACUGUGGGAUGAGGGAUAGUGAGGUAGAUUUGCAAGUAAAUCAUAAUUGCAUCUUCCUUGGUUAGUUCUCAGUGGAGUAAAGGCUUUUUUGCAGGAUGUCUCAUUUCUUAUUGUCUUCUUAACUGUAGAUAUUGAAGAAAUAUAUACUUGCAUUUUUUUAUUGAAGAUACAAAUGUCACUAAGAAUUACAAUCCUUUAACAAAAGAGAUGUUACUUGUUGUUCAUAAAGAAAUAAAUGGAAAACAGUAUGAGAAAGUGAAAAGACGUGAAGGAAAUAUGCCAUCUAGUGAUUAAAUCGCUUAUUGCAUAUUUUUUUAACAGAUGAAUUGUGACACCAAUCCUCUGGAAGCCGGACUGAAAUAUUUUAUAAAAUUAAAUAAGGUAGGUCUGAAACAUUUUUAGAGAUAUAUAUUUAUGAAAUUAUUCCUGGGUUUGCAAAUAUUAUAUAUAAACUCUUCAAAACAGAUAUUGAUAAAUUUCUGCAGCACUGUUCCACGUUGUAUGCUGGAGGAAUGGUUUCAAAUAAUGUUGCUUUGAUAGGUAGAUUGGUCCCACGAAUUAACUACAUCUGCCAAAGAAUGUGAAAAUCAGAACUAGUUCCUUGUGCAUCUCUUUAUCUGAAAUGAAUUUUGUUCUGGUGUCGAAUUUUGGAUGCUGACUGAUUCAUUUAAUUGCUACUGCAAAACCAUUUAUAUUUCCUACAAUCCAACUGGACAGCUGUAAGUGUGGUGGCAAAUUCAGUAUGUGAGAUUUUACAGAUGGUCUGGGUCUGGUCAGUGCUUGGGACGACAUGGGGACCCUAUGUAUAUCACCCUUAGUUCAUUUAAAAAGAGGGGAAUAUAAAGUAUAAGAAAUGUCCAGCUGCGGAUAUUUAUCUCCAGCAUUUAGAGAAAUAAAUUUGCUGCAAAAUACAGUGAGCCUUUUGAAAGCAUGAAUGGAGGUAAGAAGUUUACACAAGCCUAAACUAUUAACCUGCUUCAAUGGAAGAAAUAAAUUUGGAGAUAAAGUCUUGAUUGUGACUCCUUAAAAAAAGAAUAUGCCAGGGUGAAACAGUUCAGGAUAGGAAGUCUGUCAAAUAUUAGUUGCCUCUAGGGGCAAAAAAGACUUUUAUGUGUUUACAUGUCAAGGGAAUUUAAUUUGGAAGGCUGUCCUGGAAUUAUUCAGGAAUGGCCAAUGAAGAAUAAUUAAUUUCAAAAUAUUGCACAGGCCUGGCUCUUGUGUGCUGUAAGGUGAUGGUUAAAGCAGAUUGCAGCAGAUGUUGGUGCUCUCUUACUCAGCUGAGUAGGUUUGUGUAUAUAAUUUGGAUCCAUUCCAGGAUUCAUAAGAGAUUUACCCAAUAAAUUGUGCCAUUAAAAGGUGUUUGCAUGUCUUAUUGACAGAUUGAAUUAUAAUAUUUUAGUUCCAAGGGACCCCAAACAUCAUUGUCCUUAAUUAACUCCUUUUAUUUUUCUGACUGGAUAAAAAAACAAACUCACAAUUUGGGAGUUUCUAUCUACACUCUACACAUCUGCAUACUUCGCUUAAAAAUAAUAGCAAUUGCUACUAGAAUGUUUCCUAUAAACGAAUACAGCGUAUAGGAGAAUAUACCAUGUUACACUGUAGGAGGCACCUGCUUUAACAAUUUGAUCCACAAAUACUCAGAUGAAUCUCUUCAGAUAUGAUAUAGAGUAAAAGCAAAUGACAGACUAAUACUCCUACUAAGCAGCCCCACUUCCUUGCCUCAGAGGAUCAGAAUGAGCUCUGUUACACAGUAGGUAGAGGCCAAAGAUCAGUACCAAGGAAGUACAAGGAUGAGGGAAGGAAAUGCCACCUGAAAAGAAUCAUGGCACCAUAGGGAUACUAUCUUUCUGUUCCUGAUACCACACUUGAAUGAAAGUUUAAUUGAGCAAAUCUUUUGUAAGUCACUUUGAAAGCUUCUCAGGUCUGUAAAGCGGGCUAGAAAUAGUUUAAAUAAAUAAUUUUUUAAAAAAGAAUUUGGGAAUCAGAACCUUUUAUACAAUUUGCUCAUAAAAGAAACCUUAGACAUAAAUGGAAGGACAGUACAGUGGUACCUCUGGUUAAGUACUUACGUCAUUCGUUCUGGAGGUCUGUUCUUAACCUGAAGCACCACUUUAGCUAAUGGGGCCUCCUGCUGCCGCUGCGCCACCACUGCACGAUUUCUGUUCUCAUCCUGAAGCAAAAUUCUUAACCCGAGGUACUAUUACUGGGUUAGAUACCUGAAUCGUAUGUAACCUGAAGCAUAUGUAACCUGAGGUACCACUGUACUUUGAUUGGAGUCUUCGUAUUCUGCCAUAUAUGCUCACACUAGAAAGUCAGGCUGGUUUGAUUGCUAUUCCAUUUUGACAAUAGACAUUUUUGGGACUUUAAAACACCACAAAACCUUGGAAUGUACUUUCCUAGCCAAUUAAGCCUUAUGUGAAGAAUUGCAACAGUGCAACUGUAUCCCAUGCUUGUUUACUCAGAAGGGAGUCUCACUGACUUCAAAUGUUUGUGGGACUAUAACCUUAGUCUUCAUUACUUUUUUUUUGUCAAAGUAUAAAUUAUUUUGAGGCUUUUCAUAUCUUUGAUUUUUAAAAGUGCAGUAGUUAUUACAGGUAAGCAACCAUAUACAGCAGUUUUGCUGCAGCAGCAGUAGUCGUGAGAGGUAUUUUCAAUUCUAUCACUGCUUUGGUGUCGCUGGUUUUCAGAAACAACAGCCUGAUGGCUGAAUGUAGACAAAGAAAAUCCAGGAAACAACUUCAUUUUGAUGGAGGGCUGCUGACUGAGGUGGUCAUGGUAAUGUAGGGGUAAAAGUGGCUAUGUCAGAAUUCCACAUCUAUGGAAUGGCUGAGGGAGGUCUGCAUUGCCCAUGGGGUUUUGUGUCUAAUAUAGAAGUAUGGGUGUGUUACUGUUUUGAUUAAGGAAUCAAAAUGUCAGUAACUAGACCUGCUAAAAAGUGGGUUGUUGUUUUUAGAGGACCACUUCCUUGAUCAGAAAAUUCAUUUUCACUGAUGGAAGUUAUAUGAAGAUUAAUUACAUCAGUCUCUGUGUUUCUGACAUUAAUAUUUAUCAACUGGCAUUUUUCUGGUGUUUUCAUUUUUUAAAAAAUUCUGAUUGGAAUAACUUUCCACCCAUGGUGAAAGCCAAAGAUGCAGUGACUUUUGGAGACUAUUUGGAUACUUUUGUGGUGCAUAUCAUGAAGAAUUUCAGGGAAACUUUCUUGACUGCUGCAAAGACCCAUCAAUCAAAAACCUUAUGGUAAAGUGUCAAAUUGGGAAAGGAAGGAAAUAAGAGUUGACAUUAGCAGCAGGGACAGCAUAUUGCCUGUGCAAUGGAGAACAUUAAUCAAAUCCAAGGAAAACAAGGCCUCACUUGUUCUGUUCCUCAGAAGAAAACUGGUGCAGCAAGCAAAACGUAGUGACACAGACAGGCAGUGGUGAUCAUGAUGGUUAUGAUGCUUCAUCUGUUGGAAGAAACACAAACUACCUCAACUCUACUCAUAUGAUUGUGCAUCUGUCUGAGGCAGGGUCAGGUGGACAUAAGAGUCACUGUCACAAGGAGCGAUAGAGAUGCUUUAUUGCUACUGAUGGCCUUCUAACCUCAUCUCAACAGUUAGCUAUGGAUGAAAGCAGUCAUGUCAAAUUAUAUGAAUUAUAUGUUGCCAAGCACAAAGUGGAAUGGCAUGAUUAAGGAAGAGAUGGACAGCUGGGCUUUCAUGCCACCUUUCAUGCCACCUUGGGGCAUGAUACCACAAGCUAGCUUCCAAGACUGAAAGACCUGUUAAAAGUCUACAUCUCCUGUCUCAUACAUACCUGAUGUCCACCUGAUUUGAAGUGUCUUACACACCUGAUGUAUGAACCUACCAGGAAGACACAUUCAAUUCAUAUUCUGUUCAUUUGCUCCAUUCAGAAAGGGCCCACCACCAAGCCUUAAUUUUAUAAAAUGCUAUUGUGGCAAACUCAGUUUUCCAAGUCCCACAGAAAGUGGUUGACACAUUGAGCAAAGUAUGCCUUCUCUACAGAUGACAAAAGCCAUUUAGCUGAGUGAUUGGACAUUACAACCUGUGGGUGUACAAGUGGACAUCAGUUUGCUUAUGUGCAAAUUUGUGAAAGUGAACUGGAAAUCAGCAUGCAAGUGUGUGGAUUGGUGCCAAAAUCCAUACAGUUACAACCAUGACAGUGAUUUAUGUGUGUAUUGAAGGUGUCUUGUUAUUUUGAAAUGUUGUAUUGUUUACUUAAGGAUUAGAUUUUAGUCCAAAAAAAGAUUUCAGCCAAAAUAGGUUGUCUAUAUAAUUUGCUGCUUUUGGCUCCAUUACUGUUUAGGUAGCCUUUUAUGGCAUAGAGCAGGGGUGUGGAGUUUUAUCAGCUUGAGGGUCACAUUUUUUCGUGGGAAGCAUACCAGGGAGGGACCACAGGCCAGUGCUCAGUGUUGCCAGAAUCAAAAGGUUAUGUAGGCCCCAUUCUAGCCGCACAAAAGUCAGAGAGGGGUAUCAUACUAGCCAACUUUUCAAGCACCAAACUAGAAUGUGUGUCUUCUGGGAUGUAGUCCCAGUCAUCAAGAUCUUGUGCAAAAAACCUGGGAUGUCCUGUUUUUCCAGGGCACUUGGGAGGUAUGGUGUGUUAUGUAUGUGCGUGUACCUACACAUAAGUAAGCCAGAGGUCUUUAUCCCACAAAGAGUAUUUAUAAUGGCCACAACUCUUGUUGGGUACAGCUUCACAGAGACAAGUGGUCCUAUUUUUGACAACUCAUGAGUUGCAAUGAUGCUUGGCUCAGCCCAGGCUGCUGAGUCUUCAGAAGUCAGGAAGCAGCUAAAGGUGACCACUGUGUUUAGGUGGCUACUGCCCGGCCAUCAUUAGGGCACAAUUCUGUCACCGCCCUUGAGAUGGAAUGGCUCAUACCUGCAGGAGCCCACUGCAACUCCUUCACUUUUAAGGAUCCUACCUAAGCACCCUUUGAUAGAUACGUCAAAGUUGUGAAAACAGAAAGCAACAAACCCUCCCAUGCAGGGGCAACAAGAAUAUAUACCCCACAGGGUUGCAAAAACUCUAUGAUCAGUUCUGCCAGUCCUGGGCCCAGGUAAGUUUUCUUCCUAAUCCCAUCAACCAGCAGCUAACACUGGGUCCAGAGAAAUCUUGCACUAAUUUACUUCAACCUAUGUUACAUAAUGUUAUAGCAAAGAGAGUAGGUAGGGAUGGGCAGGCUAGGAAAAUGCUAGCUGGAUCCUCAAGAGGGAGAUUGCUCGCCAUUUAAAAAAAAUUUCAGUCGAAUCUGAGAAAGAUGGCUAGGAGGAGUUGCAUACGUGGCAUGUUUUCUGCGACACCCCUACCCCCCCCCCAGCACAUGGGCACAAGGGAAGGCUCCCUGUGCAAUUGGAAAGCCAGCCUUUAUCAUACAUGAGCUGUACUGAAAGUAAUGGGAGAUGAGCACAAGUACUCUUCUAGUACUGUUUGUCCCUUGUGCAAGAGAAGCUCCUGCAGGAUUGCAAUUUUGUACAGUACUUGUUUCUUUGCUCCACUUUUAUCACCCUUUGUUGAAUUCAUGUGUGAAGAUUCUCUCCGCUGAUACUGCACACAUAGACUGAACUACAGUACACUAACACAUUUUCCUUCUGGAAAUAACAUGACAUAUGAAUCAUUUCCCUAUGUUGGGAUUUUAGUUCCUCAUGCAUGAUUUUAAAGUGAAUGAAGGAGGUUGGGGUAUAGAUACAGUGAACAUUAUUUUAAGUCUAAGUUGUAUAGUUUCAUUUGCUAUAGUCUGCUUUUUUCUGGGGGUACACAGGGGUAUGCAUACCCCUAAACAUUUUGUGAAUCUUUGUACCUUUGUCCAUUUACUGUAUUUAUUUUUCUGGAUUUGAACUAUAAAAUGGUUAUUUCUUGAGUCAAAAUGAGGGUACCCAUAAAGAUUUUUUAAAGAAAAAAGCACUGGCUACAGUGGUAAAAACUAUUACAAAACAAUUUUGGAAGAUUAUCCUACCAUGCAGUAUAGCAAAAAUCCAGAACCUCCACAGUGGAAUGUGAAAACAUAAAGAAGUUCAGUAAAAGAAAUACAGAGAAAGUAUAUUAAUUAAAGCUAUGCUUUUCCUUUACUGUCAAUAGGAAAGGAAAUAUUCUAAAAGCUCUUUUUUUGUAUUGUAAUAUAAAUAUGCUUCUUUGUCUUCACUAAACAACUAUUUCAGAAAAAAAUACAGCACAUAAACUAAAAUGUUUUCUUGAUCAUUGAUUUAGCUGCUGAAUAAUACCUGGUAAAUGUGGUUUGAACCAUCCUUUUCUUUCUUAGAACUAAAUAUAACACACAUGAAUUUUUCUCUCACAAAUUAAUUUGUGAGGGCUUUUUUUUAAAAUGCUAAGGCAAAUCAAAAUUUCUCUAGCUGUUGCCCUGUUUAUAUAUUCACAGGAGUUAACUACCUUCUAUGCAAUUAAUCUCGAAGUGACCCAUUAAAGCAAUUCACAUCUGUUACCAGGUCAUACUCAAGGCUCCAAUUAUGACUGCUGCAUUAACCUUCAUGCAAACUGUGUUUUCCAUUUAUAAAUGAUGGAUUUAUGGGAGUCAAGUGAAUAAUGUUGAAGAGUAAGCAUGGGGGAGCUUGGAAGUAUUCAAAUGCAUGGGCUUCUUUUAAGGACAGUUUCACUAGAACAUGGAGAAGCUAUGCACAGAACUACUGGCUGCAAAUAAGAAACGCCAAGAGCCAUCAAAUGUAAAUUGUCAGAUUCUCAUCUAUGAUUUCCGCCCUGCCCCCCCCUUUCCAUUGUAUCUCCUGGAAAUAACUGGAGUCAACCAAAAGCAAUAGUGCACUCAGUUUAUAUCAUCUGGUGUACUAUGGAUUACUGCUUUUAAUUGGCAAAGCCUGAUUGCCAUUUUCUAUAAGGGUAUGUCUGCACUGCUAUCUCUCUGGUGGCUCGUGUUUUGGUUUGCCCUUCAUUGUCUCUCAUCUUCUCUCUCCCUCUAUUAAUACAUUCAUGGUAUAUGGAGAGGACAGCAAUGGAAAAGGAGACACUAAGGACAAGAAAUAAAUUGUGCCUGUUCAAGCAGCAUGCUGCCCAUGCCUGCUCACAAGUGUGAGUAGGAGAAGUGGUACAUGGAUUGCAAUAGCAUAGUGUCCUGGUUUAAUUGCUAGCAAAUUAAUUAGCAAGUAGAAGGGCAACAUGUGUUUAAAACAUGGAUAAGGAAACUUUCUAGCCUGGCAGACCAGAUUGUUAUUUCCUCCACCCCUUGUGAACCAAGUUUGACAGGCCAGCAGAUCCUAUUUUGCUCCAAAAGGCAAAGACUUUCUCAAAACACUACAGUGGCACCUCGGGUUACAUACGCUUCAGGUUACAUACACUUCAGGUUACAGACUCCGCUAACCCAGAAAUAGUGCUUCAGGUUAAGAACUUUCUUCAGGAUGAGAACAGAAAUCGUGCUCCGGCGACGUGGCAGCAGCGGGAGGCCCCAUUAGCUAAAGUGGUGCUUCAGGUUAGGAACAGUUUCAGGUUAAGUACAGACCUCCGGAACGAAUUAAGUACUUAACCCGAGGUACCGCUGUAUUUGUGCAGUGCUUUGAGCUGUGCUUCUGAAGAUUUGACAGAUCAGCUGAUUGCCAGAUCUUCAGAAACCCCUUUUAGAACUUUAUUUUCUGCAGCCUUGGGGCUUUGCAGGUACUUGCAAACAACUGUUUUGACUGAGCCCUACCCUUACCUGCCCCACACCUGUAAAGUGGCCUUACAAGCCAAAUGGCUGGCUAAUUAGGUCUGCAGACCAGAGCCCCCCCCCCAAUAUUGUCUUCUGGGCUUGAGGGACGUUGCAGGAAAGUUCAGUACUGACUUUCUUGAGAGAGGUGGAGUCCUGUGGAGGAAGGCCACGUAGGAUUGUCCCGGCCACAUCAACUGUCUGCAGAAUUUUUCAGGAAAACCUGCGUACAUAUCCUGAGCCACUCCUGUGUGGUUUUGCUGCCUGCCAAAAACACAUAUUCCCUGUUUCCUUUUCUUAUAUUGAAGCUGGGCAGUGGCAAUAACAGCAGCAGAAGCAUAUUUUGAACUGAGAUUAGGAAGGCUUCCCACACACCACCUUCUAUGUUCUCUUUUGCCCUGUCACAACUACAGUAAUAGCAUGCCAGUUUGCAAGGAAUUACAGGCAAAAUUCUCCCCCACUCCCUCAUGUGCCCAGCACUGAGGUGAUGGAAAGAAGAGAAGGAAGAUUUCUGUAUUUAUAUUGCUUCUCUUGCCAGCUUCCAGCUUAAAGUGUUCUUGGAUGUGGUGGAUAUGGACAAGGAGUAUUUAAACCAAACCUGAGUAGAGUGUUGGGAGUUGUAAAGCUCACUUUUCAUAUUGAGGCCAGCUUUAAAAGCCCCUGAAGUUCAUUUUCAAGACAUAUAUCUCUAUCUGUUUGUUUGUUUUAGACAGAACAUUCCAAAGUGAAUUUAGUAAGCAUUGCUCUUGCUCUAGUUUGGCUUCAGAGGUCAUCACAUAGACAAAUUGCAUCAUCCAGAAACUAAAUUGGAGUAAGUGCUCCCCGAUUAAUUCUAGCAUCUAGUACCAGAAGGAAACAUAUUUACCAUCACCACUGAAAACCAUCAAAAAGCAACAACAAAAAGGCAAAGAGGGAUUUUUCCCUUACCCGCCUCCUGAAAGCCUAGCAAGCUGAAAAAGGCUGCCUGACAGAUUUUAGUUCAGGCCUUCUGUCAGGCUUCAGCAGGGGGCUGCUCUUAACAGGUGCCAACCUGAACGUGGGCAGGCAUGGUUCAUACCAGAAAGGUUAAGGCCAGGGCAAGCAUAUGAAGCUAUGAGGAACCAGAAACAGGAAAGACUCAGAGGCAAGGGCAGAAUCUAAACAAGUGUGACUGAAGGUUGAUUCCAGAGGAGUAAUGAAAAGUUGAUUUGGCUCUGCUGCUGCUACUGAUAGCAGACACAGGGGCCAAGCUUGAAGCUUGAGGCCAGGGCUGGAUAGGCUACUGCAGCCAAUGUAGCACCCUUGUAGUUCUGUAUACACACAGUAUUCUAUUCUAGAAUGAGUUGAAAUUCUUUGUUUUCUCUUCAUACACACACUAUCUAGAUCUGUUGCAUAUUUUGCCCCUGAAAAGCGCUUCUUGAGAAACUGGUUUCAUUCUGAAAAUAAAAGCUUAUUGCAGAUUGAUUCUGUAUUACCCUAAGUAAUAUGUAGACGGUCCCAGCAAUUGGGGGGGGGGUAUCCAUACCUGACCAAUGAAGUUGUGGACAGGUGUAUACCAAAAGCAAAAUCACAACUUCCUUCUCCUGGGGAAUGUGCAGAGAGAAAACGGCGUGCCUAACCUAAGCAAGGUGAUGGUUUUGAAACGCAUAUCAACUCCACCCACCCUAAGUAGAUGGCAGGAUCUAGAAUCAAUCUUGAUUGAAAUCAGCAUGUUGAAGACAAACAUGAAUGGUUCUGGAUUUUGUGCUGCCAGUGGGUUAAUGUGCACACAACCUCAGACUUUUGGUCUAGUUGUCAGUAGUUCAUACACGCAUGCAAGAGUCUUUCCCACAACUGUUACCUCAUGUCUUUUUAACUUGAGAGAGAUACCUCAGGCAAAGCCUGGGGUUUUCUGCAUGCAAAAGUAUAUUUGCACAUAGCAUGAGCUACCCCAAUAGCUUUGGAAUGCACAAAGUAGUUUACCAGAUAAAUGUCUGCUGUUGCUAUCUUUUGUGGGAUCAGGAGGCAGGGGAAAGGGAUGUGGGCUUUCUUGCAAUAAUGUUCUAUAAAUGUCUCUGCUGUUACUUCCCUAUGUAAGUAGCCAAGAGGAAACUCUUUUCAGUAUAAUAUUUUUAAAGGUAUAUAAUCUGAAUGUAUAGCGCUUAAAGGUUACAAAUGUAGACAAAUAUGAGGUAAAAUAACUGAACAUACCCACAUUCUGAGCAAGAUGAAAUAACAUUCAAGAAGCGCAAUGGUUUAAUUUAAUUUGUACUUUUAUCUAAAGCUUAAUAAUGGAUGGAAAAACAAGUGAAGGCAAAUUUAAAUGCUUGCAUCCAUAACCCUGUCACAGAGCCUGACUAAUCAUUUAUCAUCAUUAUCUUUUUUUCCCAGCCAGCAGACUUCAUAGGAAAGCAAGCACUGAAGCAGAUUAAAGAAAAGGGGCUUGAACGGCAACUUGUGUAUCUCACCUUGGAAACGGAUAAUGUUGAUCCAGAGGGAAAUGAAAGUGUCUGGUAUAAUAACAAGGCAAGUAGCAUAGAUUUUGUUUCAAAAAACUGAAGCAAAGUUUUUUAGAACAUAUUGUGCUCCCAUCCAUAUUUCAAAAUGAACAAAAGAUAGUUUGCACACAGUUUAAAAAGGGUUGCAAACACCAGCAUAUGUUUGCGCAAGGAAAUACGCACAUGUGCAAUGAUAUACGUUUUUAUUUUUUGCUAUAACAGAUUAAAAAAUGCCACCCCUUUGCAGUUUCUACCAGUGGCAGUUCUCACAGUCCUCUGCUGGGCUUCUCACAACAAAAGGAAUUUGUUACUGGGCCAGGUUCAAGGUUCUUGUGUUAAUUCUCAGAGCUCUAAGCACCUUGGACCCAAAGAUUAUGUAAAGAAGAAGAGGAAGAAGAGUUUGGAUUUGAUAUCCCACUUUAUCACUACCCUAAGAAGUCUCAAAGCGGCUAACCUUCUCCUUUUCCCUUCCUCCCCCACAACAAACACUCUGUGAGGUGAGUGGGGCUGAGAGACUUCAAAGAAGUGUGACUGGCCGAAGGUCACCCAGCAGCUGCAUGUGGAGGAGCGAGGAAGUGAACCUGAUUCACUAGAUUACGAGUCCACCACUCUUAACCACUACACUACACUGGCUCUCUAAAGUAAAGGACUGAUGAGGACUGUCCUGAUGUACUCUGUGCUUCCCCCCCUACUUUGAAACAGAAUCAAGACCCCAGUCCACCCAGCUUUCAGGCAGACAAGAUAAGACAGCCUGCUGAAAUUGGAUACAGCUUAUAAUUCAGGAGGGAGAGAGAGAGGCUGGGAGGAAACAGGAAAGCAGGGGAAAAACGCAUCCUGACCUAAGUUGCUCACAAUAGCAGCACUACCUUCAUACAAAUGUAUGGUAAAAAAAUUAAGAAGUGGGUCCUCAGUUGCAUUUUUGGGUUAAAGGAGGGUUCCAGGUCCAAAAAUGUUGAAGACCUGUGUUCACACAAAGAUUGUGCCACCUUCAGGUGUCAAAUUUCCAAAGAGAAUGAAUACUUUGAGAUGCAUUCAGAUCAAUGGACUUUAAUAACUCAAGUGGUUUCAGUGGGUCUACUCUGAGUAUGAUUUAAUAUCUCUCAGAAAUUAGAAAUGGAAAAUUUAUUACAAUAUUGAGUCACUUUUUAGAUCCAUCUGCAUGUGUCCAUAUCAACAGCUUUCAUUUAUAUAAAUGAAAGUUAUUUCUUUAGAGUGGGGAAUAUUCUAAAAACUGUAUUUAUUACCUGAGGAAUGUGAUAUAUUUUUAUGCUUCAGUGUAAGUUUGUAGGGUAGGUUUGUAUGCAGCAGUCGAGCUAUGUUGCUACUCAAGAACAGGUGAUGCAUGUGCAAUAUCUUUUUCCAGGGCACAAAUUGUUCUCUAUGUUGAGAUGCUCCCAGCCUUUUUUUUUUUUUUGUUAAAGCAGACAAGAUAACUAUGUAACGUGCAGUCAUGUGUUUGAUUUUCUAACAUACUGACUGUUUUAUUGAAUAAUACAACCUACAUCAAUUGUGUAGGCUUCCAUGCACUAAAACCUUUGUGAUAUUUGGGUAAUUUUUCAGGUUAUUGGCAACACCACAUCUGGAUGUUACAGCUACAGCACUCAGCAGAGUCUGGCUUUUGCAUAUGUCCCUGUGGAACUCAGUAAAGUUGGACAGAAACUGGAAGUUGAACUACUAGGCAAAAAUUAUCAAGCAACUAUUAUCCAGGAACCAUUGGUUAUGACUGAGCCAACAAGAACACGGCUUCAGAAGAAGGGUGGAAGUGCUAAAAUAUAAACAGGCAGGCGUUUAAUUCCUCAAUAUUAAGAGUCAAUACUUGAUUAGCAUAUUUCAUUUGAGUUGAAUGCAAAUUACACAUGAAAUAUGCAACAAAAUAAUACUUUAUGUUUACUAAUCAUUAAGAAUAAGGAACAAUUUAAGAAACCACUGUUACUUAUGCACAUUAGUUCUUGCAAAUAAUGUACACCAAGUCAGUAAAUAGCAGCAGCAACAGUCUUGAGUAUGUUGUAAAAAAACGGGAUUGUUGCAGUAUGAUUGAGCAAGUGGCAGGAGUCCUGGGCUACAGAGCAUGUGGCAAAUCUUUGUAGAAAUGAUGGUCUGAUCACAAAGGAGAACAAAAUACUGAGGUUAUAAGCCCAUGAAUUGAUGGGAAUUUGAAAGCAGUGAAAGCCUCUUACCUAGGUUGGCGCAGUGGUGAAAUAAGUUCCAUAUCUGAAGCAAGGGUCUAGGUAACCAAACAGAAAUUUACUUAGAAGACAGUUUUACCUCCCAAUGAUUUUUGAACUUGCAUUGCAUAUAAGGAUGGGGGAGAAAUUCAAUUCAGUUUGUAUUUAAAGGUGAACUUAUCUCAUUUGCACUUUCUGAAACACUGCACAAACCAAAAGAUAGCUAUUCUUUGAAAUUCAUAAUUCUCCAAUUUUGGGGGCAUUUUUCCCCAACCAAAUCAUGUGUACAAAAAUGCAUAUACUAAGGUUAAGUAUGCAUAAAAAUGCAUAUAUCUGUGAGAAUAACAUACAAAAAUGCAUUAUAUAUGGGGAAAUUGCUUUGCCAAAUUGUGCAUACUGUAUUAGGCAAAAUUGCAUACACAUAUGUAUACAUUAGGAGAAAUUCACAGUAAAUUACUGUCAAAUCUUCUAGGGGACGUAUGAAAAAUGGUGAAUUGAUGUGGAAGUCAUAGAGGUAAAUUUAAAAUAGGGAGGGGGAUGAGAAACAGUGAAACUGAAAUUGACAGAUUCCUCCAUCCCUAUUUGCAAAACAGCUACUUGGUUCACACCAUUUGGGCUAUUUUUUAAAAAAAGGAAAUUGGGAAAGUGAAUUGGAGAUAAAACCAAUGAUACCACAGGGGUCUAGAUUCCUAGGUACUCUAGUUGGUGAUCAGAAAAUAGGGAAUCUCUCUCUCUCUGUGUGUGUUUCUGUGUUUCUUUGAACACCUGUACAACACAAAUCUCUCAUUUGAAACUUCAUGGCUGGUGGGCUAGCCCUUCCAGAAAAAUCUGUCUGCCUUGGUUGAAUAGCCUGUGCUGGAUACCAAAUCCAUAAAACAUUGAUUAAUUUCAUACUUAGACCAUAAUUUUCCCUUUUCAUAAGCCUAAUGCUAACUUUUAAAACAAUUUUGUGUCCCUGCUCACACUAUUCAACACUAAAUUUUCAUUGUCCUAUUUAAAGGUCACUUAAACAAAAAUUGCUCAAAAGUGCAGAAUCUUCCACAGAAACUGAUACAUCUAAGUCCUUCAGUAAAGAAGCUGAAGCAUAAAUAAGACAUGCCAGUAGAAACACAGUUUGAAUAAUGAGCACCUAUUAUUGCCAAUGAUUUAAUGCAAGCUGACAUUACAUUGUACAGAUCUGAGUAUCUGUUUACAAAGCAGGUCGCAAUAAAAUAUAGAAGCUGACAGGAUUGCCCAUAGUGCUAGCUGGAGUGAGAGAGAAAAAUCCUUUUCAAAAUUAUUCUCUUAUACUUUAUAUUAUUUGGCCUAUUUUCUUCAACCAUGACAGGAUCUGAUUUUAUUUUUUUAAGAUGACAUUGUUUGUAAUCAAUCACUUUUUACAUCUUAGUUUGCCAAUACAUUCUUUUAGAUGUUAAAAAGGAUUAGAAUUAAGCAUAUUUUAUAUAGAAACAAAAAUAUAUAAACACAGGGCACAAUUUCUCUCCUGCCUCAUUACCUAUAGAACUCAUUUGUAAAACUGUGAACAAAGGGAAACUUUUAUCUCUUCACCUACCCCUUGCGGCUAGGUGCUUGUCCAGCCGUUAUGUGGAACGGAAAGUCCAUAGAUGGAUAGAUAGAUAGAUAGAUAGAUAGAUAGAUAGAUAGAUAAUCUCCCAUAGUGUAGUCAUCCCCAACCUGCUGCCUUCUAGAAUAUGGCCAUGUAGCCUGGGGUUUAUGGGACUUUUAGUGCAAAACAUCUGGAGGGCACAAUGUUGGAGAAGGUUGUCUUUACUACACCACGAGUGGGCUCCUUGCUCUUGGAGCAUGAGUAGCUUGCACACAGCACUUUGCAUAGAUGCUACUACGGGAGGUACGCAUGCACACCCUACCCCAGAUUUAAGCCUGUGCUUUGUGGAGUCCUUUACAGAUUAUUUAUUUAUUAUAUCUAUAACAUGCCAGGUGUCAGGGAAGAGUUAGAAGUUUCAGUUUCUCAGAGGGAGAAAGCAUUCGCCAAGGAGGGAAGGAGAGCAGUGAAUGUAACAGAAGAGAGCAAGAGAAACAACAGGGAGGGACUGGCUGUUCACAGGAAAGGCAAGGGUUACGUUCUAGCUCAGAUUCGGAGGAGGGGAGAUACAAGCCAGCUCUAGCCAGGAGGUUAGAAAAAAGAGCGGGAAAGCGAAGGGAAGGGCGCCUUCGCCAUUUUGAGGGUGGCUGGUCAUGGAGAAGCAGAGCUCAGAAGGUAUCUGAAAUAAGUGACUCUGAGGAAUAAUAGUUAAGAACCAUUUAUAAGAUUGUUUUGUUAAUACACAAUAAAAAGUUUUAUAAAAGAACAAGAAGCGUUUGUGUGGUGAUCUGAAGAGGACAACGACCAGUCCUGACACCAGGAUUGGCUCCCAAAGCAGUUUACAAUUAAAGCCUCUUAAAAGGGGACAAUAUAAUUAAGGAUAUGUUUGUGACUAGAAUAGAUCAGGCCUUUUAUAUUAAUUAUUUAUUGGUGUGAUUUCACUCGCUGAAUAAUCAUAAAAUGUAAGUUCAUACAUGUUUGCAAUUCCUGAUGAAUAUCAUAUAUUUUUGUUCCUUGCAUUAUUAAAAUUCAUAUACUUUUUCCUUUCAAAGCAAUAUAGUUUUUUAAAAGCCCUUGUUCAUGUUUUCAUGUCGCCAAUUUUGUAAGCAGAUGGAGAUUGUAAUUCAGUGGUUUUGUAGGAAAGGUAGCUCUAGCAGUUAUCCUUGAGAAAUUCUGUCAACAUGCCUAGAUUACUUAACUUGUUGCACACUAACUGACACAAGUUAAAGCAAGAAAAUGCAGAGAGACCUUACUUUUUUUUCCUUAACCGGUUUCCUAAAGUUUAAGUCAGGCAUAGGCAAACUCGGCCUCCAGAUGUUUUGGUACUACAACUCUCAUCAUCCCUAGCUAACAGGACCAGUGGUCAGGGAUGAUGGGAAUUGUAGUCUCAAAACAUCUGGAGGGCUGAGUUUGCCUAUGCCUGGUUUAAGUUUACAAAUAUUUCAGUAAGAAGAGUUACACUGGGCAGCACAGCUAACCCCACAAAUAAUUAUUUUUAUAUACUGUACAAUACAAUAAUAGCGCAGUCUCAUCAAAAUAGCCUCUGAUUAAUACACUAUCUACAGUAGUGUCAGAUCCCUAGCUGGCAGGUUCCCAGUCCAAUAGGCCUAGUGUAGUGAGGAGCAUACCAGAACAAGAUAGGAGAACAGCAAGCAAAUAUAAGGCCCCAGACUCCUAGAGCAUUCUACAGUAAAUACAAGUAGCUCAGACUGAAGAGCAAGACUGAUGACUAGAUGUUCUAAGAGUUGGUGGAGUUGGAUUGUCUUUAGAAUAAGCUAGGAUUGCCACCUAAAUGGUACUCUAGAAGUUCUUAACCUGAGUUACUACUUCCGGUUAGCGGAGUCUGUAACCCAAAGUGUUUGUAACCGAAGGUGUUUGUAACCAGAGGUAUCACUGUACGUCCUUUUUCUUACCUGAUUCGAAGCAGUCCUAUAUGGAGAAUGUUCUUGGCCUCCUGCUGGUUUUUUUUUCACUAGUAGAAGACUUCUAUCCUUGUUAUCCUUUUAAAACUCACAAAAAAUAAAAUCCCGUUGGUAACCCUCUGUGUCCACGUGGCCUGCUAAUGUAUACAGUGGUACCUGGGGUUAAGAACUUAAUUCGUUCCGGAGGUCUGUUCUUAACCUGAAACUGUUCUUAACCUGAAGCACCACUUUAGCUAAUGGGGCCUCCCGCUGCCGCCGUGCCACCGGAGCACGAUUUCUGUUCUCACCCUGAAGCAAAGUUCUUAAUCUGAGGUACUAUUUCUGGGUUAGCGGAGUCUGUAACCUGAAGCGUAUGUAACCUGAAGUGUAUGUAACCUGAGGUACCACUGUACAGUGAGACUUACAUUGUUAAGAAGGUUGCCUGAAGUAGCAUAGGAUAAAUCGGGUUCUGAUAAUUGGGCUGUGCUAUAACCGAUUGUUAAAUGAAAGAGAGGGAACAUAGGCAAGCAUACAAAUUAGCCGGAAUGUGAAGGGAAAAUACAUCUUGUCCUUGGUCUGGAGGAGGAGAGUGAAAACUGCUGCAGCUAACAGAUUUGCCCACAGAUCAGAUAAAAGUGCUGCUGCAGUUUGGCAGACUAUUGGGUGGGUGAUGGAGUCAACCCUGAAGAAAGUACCCCAGAGGGCACUUGGAGGCUGCCACCCCCUUUAAGUUUGUAUUGAUGAAUUUAUCAAUCUAGUAGAAGAAAAUGAGCAAUGCAUUAUUAGGUGGUAAUUGAAAUAAUAUUUUUUGCUUCCAAAAAGUUGCCUAUAAGCAAGUGACUGAAUCAGUAAAGAGUAAGGCAAGAAGGAAGUGGCUGUGUUGCUGUUUCUUUGGCCUUGUACUGAUGUGGGUGGAGGUAGGCGAAUGAUCUGGGUCUGAAGAUGUUUAAUGCUGCCAUAGAUUCUUUACAAACGAGAAAUUCACUUUGUGACAAGUGGUUGGUUGGAAAUAAAGCGUGUUAAGGUUGUGGUUGGUGGGAAUGGUUGAGAGUGAGAUUUGCAUGUGGGAGUGUGCUAUUUUUGGGAGAUGCUAUUGUGAAAGAAAGUUUAGGCACAGCUGCCUCCUUAGUUAUUUUGCUUAGCAAAUGAUGCUUUAAUAUGUGAAUUCUGAUUGUACUUUUGUCUUUGAUUUUUUACUUGUAAUGUUUACUGAUGUUGAUAUUUUGUUUCACUGUUAAUGGUGCUGCUUUAAAUGUGGAUCUUUAUUACAUUUUUGUGUAUGAUUGUUAUUUGCAAUGUUCUUUUCUAGUAUUUUGUAAUAUUUGUAUUUGAUGUUGUAUGAUGUGCUGUAAACUGCUUAGAGAUUUUGUUUCCCCAUGCGAUGUAAAACAGAAUAGAAAUAAUAAAGUAAGAUUCCUAUGCUUCUAAGCCAGCUUUAUAAAACCAGAUCCAUAUAAGACAAGCACCUGUUAGUUUAGUGUUUUCUACAAUAAUAAACCUUGUUAUUCUUCCAUUUCUGCUGUUCUCAACAUGGGUUCAAGCUGUCCGGAGCACACUUGUAAGAGUUCUUAAGUUACGGCUACCCUCCUUCACCCAUUUGCAGUCACUAGAUUUACCUAAGCCUGAAUUACAGGUUUUGCCUUUAACUGUCCUAGUAACCUUGGGCUCCCAGCCAACAGAUAAGAGUCAUGGUUUCCAGUAGGGCCUGUAAUCUUAACUCACUGCAGCUCAGCACAGUGCCUAAGGCAUGGGUAGGCAAACUAAGG
This is a messenger RNA of Podarcis lilfordi (Lilford's wall lizard), 45477 nucleotides long. Lineage: Eukaryota; Metazoa; Chordata; Lepidosauria; Squamata; Lacertidae. The record is from the annotation of a GenBank genome assembly.